GUCCGUCCGCGGUCUUCCGACUGGACGAAGAGAUCGUUUUUCGUUUAAUAAUUGUACAGCGAAUAACGAUCGACCAAAAAGAUCUGACGGUAAAUUAAUUAAACAACAAUAUAAAGUAAAGAGAAAACAAAGACACGCGUGAUAAACGCGUGAAAAAGAAAAGAGGCUGCGCCGAACAGCCAUGGGAACGGCAAAGAUGAAACAUCUUUUGCCGUUGGUCGUAUGGAUAAUAUUUACCUCAUACUCAGCGGAAUCGCUGAACAGAGGGAGAACAGGAGCUAGGAGAGAAGUAUUCUUUUUAAAUUUAGAAGACGGUUAUUUCGGCUGUCAAGUAAACGAAUCUACAGAUGUUUUGCAACUAUUAGAGUUGUCAAAAUUAUGCGAUAGUCACGCGGACUGUUAUCAGGGCACCGAUGAGCAGCGUCUUAAGCUCAAGUGUACCGAUGACUGCACGAAAGAAGAUGGAACAAAAUGUCAGAAUGGAGUUUGUCUCGACUCCGUGUGCCAUUGCAACGACGGAUUUGGUGGUUGCAACUGUCAAGUUCCAGAUGAAAACGAGUGCAAAUAUCGUCCGUGCGAUAUAUUUGCUCAUUGUACGAAUACUCUUGGUAGUUUUCAAUGCUCCUGUUUCCCUGGAUACCAAGGUGACGGAUUUUCGUGUCACGACAUCGACGAAUGCCAGGAUCCGGUCAUCGCGGCGAGGUGUGUCGAAAACGCGGAGUGUUGCAAUUUACCGGCAAACUUUUUAUGUAAAUGCAAACCAGGAUACACCGGCGACGGUGAAGUACAUUGCGAAGAUUUGGACGAAUGCGCGAUUCCCGGUGCUUGCGCCGAAGACGCUAUUUGCCAAAAUAUUCCUGGAAAUUAUAGUUGUUCCUGUAAAGAAGGUUACGCCGGUGAUCCCUACGAUUCUUGCAUCGAUGUAAACGAAUGUGAAAAUGGAAGAGCGUGCGGCCGAGGUGCGUCGUGUAUAAAUUUACCCGGUAGUUACAGAUGCGAAUGUGCUGUAGGUUUCGAAGGUAAUCCCGAGGACGGUUGUAUCGAUGUUGACGAAUGCGCCAGAUCGAAUCCAUGCGGUAGAUCCGCACUGUGUACAAAUAUGGACGGAAGUUUUCGUUGCUCUUGUCCACAAGGGAUGGAAGGAGAUCCGUUGACUGGCUGUCACGAUGUAAACGAAUGCGAUGAAAUCGGGAUGUGCGGAGAAAACUCCGUGUGCGUAAACACCGAGGGUAGUUACAAGUGCCAAUGUGUCGCUGGAUACCAGGAAGAUUCGGUCAACGGAUGUAUCGACACCAACGAAUGCGCCCAAAUUAAUGCUUGCGCUACUAAUGCCAAGUGUAUCAAUGUACCCGGAUCGUUCAAGUGCAUUUGCCCUCAAGGGUUUAUCGGUCAAGGUCUCACGUUGUGUGAAAAUGUUAACGAAUGUGAGAACAAUCCGUGCGGAGAAAAUACCGAAUGUACUGACACGGUCGGGAGCUUUGCCUGCAGUUGCAAACCAGAUUACACGGGCGAUCCUUUUAAGGGAUGCACUGAUAUCGACGAAUGCACAGCUUACGAAAAACCGUGCGGUACAAACGCAAUUUGCAAAAAUUCUGAUCCAGGAUACAACUGCAUAUGUCCACAAGGUUACAGCGGUAAUCCUAGUCCAGCUAUUGCUUGCGAACAAACCGAUGUCACGACUCUUUGCAAAUCAAAUUUCGACUGCGUAAACAAUGCCGAAUGUAUCGAGGAUCAAUGCCAUUGCAAGGACGGAUUUAAGGCAGUCGGUGCUCAAUGCGAAGACGUAGACGAAUGUCUAGCGUAUCCUUGCGGAACCGCUUCGGUUUGUACGAACGUAAAAGGCAGCUAUCACUGCGAUUGCGAAACUGGAUUCGUCGGCAAUCCACCGCACAUUCCCUGCAAAGCACCUUGCGACGAGGUCACUUGCGGAGAUCAUGCGUUUUGUAAACCAGACGGCCACGAAGCUUAUUGCAUUUGCGAAGACGGUUGGACCUUCAAUCCAAACGAUAUAGCUGCCGGAUGCGUCGACAUAAAUGAAUGCGAUACCCUGAAUGGUCCCUCGGGACGUUGCGGAAAGAAUGCAAUUUGCACGAACACUCCUGGAGGAUUCAAUUGUCAAUGUGAACCAGGAUAUUCCGGAAAUGCAUUUAAACAGUGUAUAGAUGUGGACGAAUGUUUACGUCCCGGUGCUUGCGGCCACGGUGCUACCUGUACAAAUACCGAUGGUGCAUACAACUGUUCGUGUCCAGAAGAAACGAUACCGGACCCGGAUCCUUACAUCAAAUGUGUCGGAGUUGUUACAUGUAAUACGGAUGGCGAUUGUCCAGGCAAUGCGAUUUGCGAUCCCCAAAAACGAUGCUUGUGUCCUGAACCGAAUCUUGGAAACGACUGUAGACACCCAUGCGAAGAUUUGUUCUGCGGGCCGAACGCCCAGUGUAUGUUGCUCAACGACGCUGCGACAUGCAUAUGCGGGAGUGGUUACACAGGAAAACCAGGUGUAAAGGGAGGUUGCAGCGACAUUAAUGAAUGUGCAGUGAAUCCAUGCCCUCCCGGUGCUAUUUGUAACAACGAGCCAGGCUCGUUUUCGUGCCAAUGUCCCAGCGGUACGACUGGAGAUCCUUACAGCGGUGGAUGUCAGGAGUCGGAAUUGCCUCAUGUCUGCGGACCGAACACUCCAUGUCCAUCGGGCGAGCAAUGCAUCAAGGAUGAAUUCAUCGGUAGCAGCGUGUGCAUUUGUCAGCGCGGUUACACUCGCGAUACGGACAGUGGAAAAUGCAGAGAUAUCAACGAGUGUAUGGAACCCAGAGAUAAAAGUGCGUGCGGAGUUAACGCUAUUUGUAAAAAUUUGCCCGGAAGUUACGAAUGUCAAUGUCCCCCUGGAUUCAACGGGAAUCCAUUCUCUCUUUGCGAAGAAUGCAACAGUAUCGAAUGCCAAUGUCAACCACCUUACAAGAUCGUCAAUGGCAAGUGCAUGUUGGCCGGAUGUUCGAAGGGUGAGAGCUGUCCUAGUGGCGCGGAAUGUAUAACAAUCUCGGGCGGUGUUAGCUACUGCGCUUGUCCGAAGGGCUACAGAACAAGACCAGACGGAUCUUGCGAAGAUAUAAACGAGUGCACCGAAGGACAACAAAUGUGCGGCUACGGUGCCGAAUGCAUCAAUCUGCCAGGUUCAUAUCAAUGCGUUUGCCCCUAUGAUUACGGCGGCGAUCCUUACAAUGGAUUAUGUUCCCCGGCCCAGCGAAGAUGCACGAAUGAUAACGAGUGCAAGGCUAAUGAGAAAUGUGUACAACCGGGAGAAUGCGUUUGUCCACCUCCUUUCUACACUGAUAUCCAGGACGGAAACCUCUGCAAAAAUCCAUGCAAACGUUUCCCAUGUGGAAUUAACGCGAAAUGCACACCGAGUGACCCGCCAAAGUGCAUGUGCGAGGCCGGAUACGAAGGCGAUCCUCAGCACGGUUGUGCAGAUAUAAACGAAUGCGCUGAAAACCCGUGUGGACAAGGCGCUUAUUGUCUCAAUACCAACGGAGCUUAUAUUUGCGAAUGCCCAAAGGGUACCGCCGGUGAUCCAUACGGAGCCGGUUGUUCAGGUGUCGCCAUAUCCAAACAACAGUGCUCUUCCAACGACGAUUGUGAAAAUUAUUACGCCUGCGUUCAUGGCAGCUGCGUUAAUCCCUGCGAUACUUUACCCUGUGGUCCGAACGCGUAUUGCGAACCGGACAAACAUGCCGCGUGGUGUCGAUGUGUUGUAGGAUUUACCGAAGGGAAAAAUAACGAAUGUGUUUCUCAAUGCGACGGAUUUGUUUGCGGAUCUGGAGCACAGUGCAUCGUCAGUUACGACGGUCCCACUUGUAAAUGUAUCGAAGGGUUCAUCGGAAAUCCUUUCCCAGGUGGACAAUGUACCCCCGAUGUAUGCUCCCCAGAAAUUUCUUGUGCAGAACCGAGUAUCUGUAUAAGCGGACGAUGCAAACGUCGUUGCGAAGGUAUCGUCUGCGGUGUCGGUGCAAGUUGCGAUCCAUCCUCAAAUAAAUGUGUCUGUAAUCCAUACUUCGUGGGAAAUCCAGAUCUCCUGUGCAUGCCACCCGUUCAACCGCCAACCUGUGAUCCAACUUGUGGCGAUAACGCCCAUUGCGAAUAUGGCUCGACAGCCUCCAGUUGCGUAUGUAAUCCAGGAACAAGUGGAAAUCCCUACCACGGCUGUGGCGUCCAAGAAAAAUCUGAUUGUUCCACCGAAUCUUGCGGUAAGGAUGCUCAUUGCAGCGCUGGACCGAACGCAGUCGAAUGUUUGUGUCCUCCCGGAUACGCGGGCAACCCUUAUAUCCAAUGUCACGAUAUAAAUGAAUGCAAUGGAAAUGCUUGCGGAAGCGACGCGGUCUGCAUAAACACAAUCGGAAGUUACGACUGCAGAUGCAGAGAAGGAUUUGUCGGAAAUCCGUUCGUCGGUUGUCAGAAGAUGCAAGUUGGCCCCUGUGAAGAUCCGUCAGUUUGUUCGUGCAGUGAUAAAGUGCCGUGCCCAUCGGGCUUUUCGUGUAUCCAAAGUAAAUGCAUCGACAGAUGUAGCGACAUAAAGUGCGGUCCAAGAUCCGUCUGCGAAGAAGGUACCUGCAUAUGUCCACCUGGCUAUAGCGGCAACGCGAACGAUCUGAAUAACGGAUGUUACUUACAAGGUCACUGUUCCAAUGACCUCGACUGCGAAGCGCAACAAAUAUGUUUCCAAGUUGGCAAAGGAUCAAGAAAAUGUGUCGAUGCCUGUAGUAAACUGCAGUGCGGUCCUAACGCGUUGUGCGUUGCUCAAAACCACUUGUCAUCUUGUAUUUGCAUCGACGGAUACACCGGAAAUCCGAGCAAUCUCGCCGACGGAUGUCAACCCCAUAGAACAGUUCCUACAGCGACGUGUUCCGACGACACGGAAUGCGUCGAAGGAUAUUUCUGCACGCAGACCGAGCACGGGAUUCGAGAAUGCGUGGACCCAUGUGCUAGGGUGGUUUGCGGUUCUCACGAAAGAUGCCAACCGGAUUCAUUGAAACAUGCGACAUGUGUUUGUCAAGACGGAUAUGAGUGGAACCCGGUAUUAUCAUCUUGCGAGAAACCGUCCGUACCCGAUUGUAUAAGCGACAACGAUUGCGAAUCGACUGCUGCCUGUCGUCCGGAUGCCUUGGGAGUUUUGAAGUGCACUUUUGUCUGCAAGGCAUUCACCUGCCCUAUCAAUUCACAGUGUAUCGCAAACGCCCAUCAGGGUCAUUGCGAGUGUCUACCCGGCUAUACCGGAAAUCCCAACGAUCGCAGCGGUUGUCAAACUUCUCGAAGGGACAGAUGUAACACUGAUACGCAGUGUGCCGAGGACCAGACAUGCAGGUCUUCCAACGACGGUACAUUGUCCUGCCAACCGGUCUGUAACUUUGUUUCCUGCGGUCCGAACGCAUUGUGUAUCGUAAACAAUCACGUCGCACGUUGCGAAUGUCCUCCGGGACUUUAUGCCGGGGAUGCGAAUGACAUGACAAAGGGAUGCCAGACGGUUCCCUGUGUAUACAAUAUCGAUUGUCCACCGACUCAGCUAUGUAACCGACUGACGCAUACUUGUUACGACGCUUGUGAUGAAAAUUCCUGCGGAUUGAAUGCCGUUUGCAUAGCAGACGAUCACAGGGCUAUUUGCCAGUGCCCACCGGGCUUCAAAGCGAACCCUGUACCGGACAUAGAAUGUGUCGGUAGCGAGAUUUGCACGGCAAAUCAUUGCCACCCAACUGCCAUAUGUGUUGCCGGAAUUUCGGACUCACCGAUAUGUCAAUGCCCACCGAAUCACGUCGGAGAUCCUUACACGACUGGAUGUCAGCCGGAAGGAUUUUGCGCUACGGACAAGGAUUGCCCGGCGCAAUCGAUAUGCCGAAAUCGCAUAUGCGUUAAUCCAUGUGACAAUGUUUGCGGUGCAAAUGCUAUUUGCGAAAUUAUCAAUGGGGAAUUGUCGUGCAGGUGCGCUCAUAAAUUUGUGCCCUCCAGCAGAGGUCAUCAGGAUGGAUGUGUCAGAGCUGCGGGAGCCUGCCUCUCCCAUGCGGAUUGCGAUGGCGAUUUUUGUCUGGAUGGCCGGUGCAAAGCUGCUUGUCGCUCAGUUUCCGAUUGUUCGGACGGUGAGAAGUGUAUAAACAAUCUGUGCGCUGUGCCUUGCGUAUCUCAUUCGCAGUGUCAAUCGGAUCAGGCUUGUGUGAGUGGGACUUGUACUCUCGGUUGUCGUAGCAAUAAAAAUUGUCCUUCGUCCGAAUCGUGCAUCAACAACAAAUGUCAAGAUCCUUGCACGAAGGAAAACGUGUGUGGCGCGAACGCGAAAUGUACGUGCAUCGAUCAUUCCACGACCUGUAGAUGCCCAGCCGGAUUCCAAGGUAAUCCAACUCCGGAACAAGGUUGUGUACGUGUUCCAACUACGUGCGAAACACCCAGAGAUUGCCCGUCACAACAUACGUGCAUUACGGGAUUCUGUCAAUGUCAAUGCAAUGCACAAAGCGAUUGCGCGCACGGAGAACGUUGUAAGAAUGGAUUAUGCGUGAAGAUAUGCUAUGGGGAUAGCAACUGUUUACCCGGAGAGCAAUGUAUCAGCGGUAAUUGUGUAAUCGGAUGUACUUCCGAUGCUGGAUGUAAAACCAACGAAAUAUGCGUAAACAACAAAUGCAGAUGUGGACAUGGAUUUAUCGCCGGUCCUGAAAAAUGCUUGGACAUAAACGAGUGCGAAGAACAGCCUUGUCAUCAAAGUGCCGAAUGUAUCAAUCUUCAUGGUUCAUACCGCUGUAUUUGUCCACAAGGGACAGCGGGUGAUCCGGUGGGAACUGGAUGUCUGAUACCUCAUCAAUGCGAACUGCAUUCCGAAUGUUCCGAUUCCCAGGCCUGUCUUCAAAAUAACUGUACAGAUCCAUGCGCGUUCGUAGAUUGUGGAUUCAACGCUAUUUGUUCAGUAAUCGAUCACACGGCCGCGUGUCAAUGCCAACCCGGUUACAUCGGGGACGCAUCUGGAUGUUUCAAAGUCGAAUGCCUUUCUAACAAUGACUGCGCCGGGGACAAGUACUGUAAUCAAGAAGCUAAUAAAUGCGCAAGUCCUUGUAAUCAGAUGAACUGCGGCUAUGGAAAUUGUGCCGUCGUUGAUCACAUUGCCACGUGCAAUUGUUAUGCAGGUUUUGCUUUGAUCGGUGAUACAUGCGUUGAUAUAGACGAAUGUUCAGAAAAUCCUUGCCAUUCAACGGCUACGUGUCACAACACCGACGGUUCUUUCGCGUGCGUAUGUCCGCACGGUUUGGUUGGAGAUCCAAUCAAGGUGGGAUGUAGAUUGCCCGGCGAUUGUUACACCGAUUCCGAUUGCCCUACCUCAGCAGCUUGUAUAGAAAAUAGCUGCCGCAAUCCGUGUGACAAUCCGACGAUCUGUGGACGAAACGCCGAGUGCAGUUCCGUAGCUCACGCGGCAGUUUGCCGAUGCCCUGGCCAAACUACCGGAGACCCUAAGAUCAAUUGUGUUCAUUUGGAAUGUAAUUACCACAGCGAUUGUGGUCCAUCGAAAGCAUGUUUUGACAACAAAUGCAUCGAUCCAUGUUCGGUGCCGAACGUAUGUGGUCAAAGGGCUGAUUGUUCUCCGUUGAAUCACAGUGCAGUUUGCACAUGUCAGCCGGGAUGUACCGGAGAUCCAAACCUUGGUUGCGUACCGGUACAGUACUGUAAAUCAGACUCACAGUGUCCGACUAGCUCCGCUUGUAACGGAGGAGUAUGCACGUCCGUUUGUACAAGCACAAGAGAUUGCAUUGGAGAUCAACUGUGUAUCAAUGGGGUCUGCCAACCAACCUGCAGAGCUAAUUCAAGUUGCCCAGAGUAUCAGUUUUGUCAGAAUAAUAUCUGCGUCCAAGAACUGCGUUGUGUUUCGGACGACGAUUGCGGUCACAGUGAAAAAUGUAUCAGAAACGCGAUUGGACAGGCGGAAUGUAAGGAGGCAUGCGAGCUUAUUUUGUGUGGUCGCAACGCAGUGUGCCAAGGUGCGAACCACGACGCUUCCUGUUCUUGCGAACGUGGUUUUUACGGCGAUGCCAAUGACGACAAAAUUGGCUGCCAGCCCAUGGAAUGCGAAUCCCAUCAGGACUGUUCAGAUGAAAAAAUCUGCGAAUCGUACAAAUGCAGAAUCGCUUGCAUCGCGCACAAUCCAUGUGGCGCGAAUGCGAUUUGUUCUACGAAAAAGCAUUCACAAGUGUGCACCUGCCAACCUGGAUACACUGGAGUUCCAACUCAGGGUUGUGAACUCAUCGAUUUUUGUGCUACGACUCCCUGCGGUCCAGGUGCCUCUUGCGAAAAUUCGCGUGGAUCAUUCAAAUGUUUGUGUCACCCAGGAACAGUUGGAGAUCCGUACAACAGCGGUUGCCACGAACCUGGUUACUGCCAGGAAGAUGAAGAUUGUCCAUUAACUGCAAAAUGUAUCACCUUAAAAGGAAAACCCAAAUGCGUUGAUGUUUGCGCACAAUUACAAUGUGGACCGAAUGCGGAAUGUGUUGCAUCCGAUCAUGCUGGCGCUUGUCAGUGUCGCUCUGAUUACGAAGGAGACCCUAGCAGCCUGAGCAUCGGCUGCCGACCGAAACCGACACCUUGUUCGUCAUCGGCAGAUUGCCUGGUCAACACAUAUUGUUACGAAAGCAUUUGCCGACCUUCGUGUCAAUCGGACGAAGAGUGCAAUUUAUCGGACGUUUGUCUGAACGGACAGUGCCUGGAUCCAUGCGAUAUAAGAGCAGCGUGUGGAAUAAAUGCGGAUUGCCAAGUACGAGGUCACAUAAAGCAGUGCAGUUGUCCGCCAGGUUUCACUGGUAAUUCUGAGGUGGAAUGUGUGAGAGUGCCAGUAUCUUGCAAGAACGACAACGAUUGCAGCGAAGGGAAUACUUGUCGCGAAAACAUGUGCUUACCGAUUUGUGGAGCUGACACAGAAUGUGCCUUUAACGAAAAAUGCAUUGGCAAAAACUGCCUCCUAACUUGUAGAUUGGACAACGAUUGUUUCCUUGGGCAUAUUUGCCUGAGCAAUAUGUGCACCUUUGGCUGUCGCGGAGACGAAGAUUGUAACGCAGAUCAGGCCUGUUUCAACAACAAAUGCACAAACCCCUGCGAAGCCACACCUUGCGGUCCGAAUGCCAAAUGUACAGUUACCAAUCAACGAGCUACUUGUUCCUGUGGACAGGGAUUCAUUGCUAAUCCAACUGCUAAAGUAGCGUGUAUUCGUACACCUGGACCAGGAUGUCAAGCGAACCGAGAUUGCGCACCGGGCACAUCUUGCGUUUCGAAUUUGUGCACACCUGUUUGUUCAUCGAACGCGAAUUGCUUGAGUAACGAGAGAUGCGAUAGCUCCGGAGUAUGCAAAUCGCUUUGCAGACGCGACGAGGAUUGUCGUAGUGGUGAAAUUUGCGAAGGACUUGUGUGCGCUAUCGGUUGUAGAUCCGACAGCGAGUGUCCGGACAGUCACGCUUGCGUCAACAAUAAAUGUACAGACAUUUGUGCUUCUCCGAAUACAUGUGGCACAAAUGCCAGAUGUUCUGCCGUCAAUCAUCAGAAACAAUGUGUAUGUCCAACUCCUUUGGUAGGAGAUCCACUCGUUGGAUGUAGACAAACGUUCGUCCCUUGCGAUUCGAAUGCAAACUGCUUACCAGGUCAAUCAUGUUACGGACGAUUGUGUUACACCACAUGUAGAAGCGAUUCCAAUUGUCUUAAUGAUGAACGUUGCGAUGGCGGACUGUGCAAGGCAAUAUGUAACAGCGAUGACAAGUGCAUAUCGCAACAAAUUUGCAAAAAUCGGCUCUGUGACAUCGGCUGUCGUAGCGAUAGCACAUGUCCAAGUGACGAGUCUUGUCUGAAUAAUCAAUGUAAAAACCCGUGCGAAGGAGGCAAUGCUUGCGGAGAAUGUGCCGGUUGUCGUGUGGUGAAUCACGCUGCCCAAUGUAGUUGUCCGGUUAAUUAUUUCGGCAACGCGUUGGUCAGUUGUACCAAAUCUUUGAUCCCAUGCGACGGUUCUUGUGAAUGUGACGAGAUCGGUUUUUGCACAACAAGUUGUGCGACUCAAGAACAAUGUUCUUGUGGAGAAAUUUGCAGCGCCGGAAGGUGCAGAGCUAAAUGUGACGUCAAUAACGCUUGUCUGAAGGGUUACACUUGUGAAAGAGGCUUAUGUCUAGUGGGUUGUCGAACUCAUUCUGACUGUCCAUCGUCACUUUCUUGCUCGAACAAUCAAUGUAUAGACCCAUGCAACAGUGGAGAAUCGCCGUGCGGAAUAAACGCUCUUUGUCGUGUAUCAAAUCAUCGAGCGGUUUGCCUAUGCCCAGAGGGUUUCCAGGGUGAACCAAGCCGCGAAUGUUACCAAGCAGAAUGUCAUCUCGACGAAGAUUGUGAGCCAAAUAAACGAUGUAGCGACGGUGGUGUUUGCACUAAUCCGUGUCUACAACAUGGAGUUUGCGGAUUUAAUGCACAAUGCCGCGUCGUCAAUAGACAAGAGCAAUGCUCUUGUCCACCCGGGCAUUUCGGGAAUCCGAAGGUCAACUGUAAAAAAGGCGGAGACGAUUGCCUUCGUAGUCCGUGUGGAUCAAAUGCGAAGUGUCGCGAUGUUGUUGGAGGUUUCGAAUGUGCUUGCGAGGCGGGAUGCUCAGGAGAUCCAUAUUCUGGAUGCAUAUGUGAGGGGGCUCUUUGUCGGGAUAUCCAAUGUGGAGUUAACGCGGCGUGUCGUAUUUACAAUAAUCAACCCCAGUGUUAUUGUCCUUCAAAUUACCCAUCCGGAGAUCCAUCCAGAAAAUGCACUCCAGAACGGACUGCGGGAGAUUGUCGGACCCUUGGUUGUGGAAAAGGUGCUGAAUGUCUACGAGAUGGUACGUUAUUCGUGUGUAAAUGCCCUCCUGGUACGAGCGGCUCUGCUGACACCGAGUGCAAAACAGAGAGAGAAUGCACCAGCGACUUAGAGUGUCCAAACGAAAAAGCCUGCAUAAAUCUACAAUGUCUGGACCCAUGUGCACUACGUGGUGCCUGCGGGAUAAAUGCCUUGUGUCGCGUCGUACUGCACAAGCCACGAUGUUCGUGCCCACAAUGUUACAUUGGCAUGCCCCAUACUGCUUGUCAACCAGAUCCCAAGUGUGAAACUGUCGAUCCCCGACCCUACCCUCCAAGCAUAGGUUGCGCUUCUAACUACGAUUGUCCGGAAAGUCUUUCCUGCAAUACUCAGACUGGAGAGUGCCGCGACCCAUGCUUAAACUCGAAGUAUAACUGCGAUGUAAAUAAGAAGUGUCAGGUGCGAAAUCACAGUCCGAUGUGUGUCUGUAAAUAUGGUUUCGUUGUCAACGAUAUUGGGGAACUAAAUUGUGCUCCUGAUACACCGACGUGCUUGAGAGAUGUCGAUUGUCCAUCAAAUGCUGCUUGCAUUAACUUCAAAUGUCAAAAUCCGUGUAACGUGCGUCAAAAACCGCCAUGCCCAACUGACAAAACUUGCAACGUAUUGGAUCACCGCCCUGUGUGCAUAUGCACCAGAAACUGCAAUCCCUCAUUGUCAAUCUGCCUGCGAGACAGUGGCUGCUCUGCAGAUUUGGCCUGCCGCAACUAUCGCUGCGUGGAUCCUUGCAGCAACUCCACCUGUCCGGCUGAUGCCCCCUGUUACGUGGAGGAGCACAAGCCAAUCUGCAAGUUCUGUCCCUCGGGCUUUGUGCCAGAUACUAAAUAUGGAUGCAUGAAAGCAGUUGAGAACUUCAAACCAGCGAUUCUCUGCGUGUCCGAUGAUGACUGCGAUCAUACAAAUGCCUGCAUAAAAGGGUCUUGCGUAGAUCCUUGCACCAUCGACUGUCCACUGGCAGCUCAGUGCCGGGUCGAAGCACACAGGCCUAUUUGCGUUUGCAAUUCGAAUGAUUCUAUUUGUUUAACAUACGAAGCUACCACAUCAGCUUCAACACCAAUUGCACUUUCAAAAUUAGAUAAUAGUACAGUGUCAGUAGUUGAGCCGACAUCAACAACACCUGAUACUCUAAGCUCAACAAUAACAUCCACCACAAUACACGAAGAACUCGAAACACCCGCUAAACCCGAUGGCACAACUAUCACAUCCUUCACACUAAGCGACACUACUGAUAGUUCAGUAAUCAGUACUCUGCCUACUUCAACUACAGAGUUUUCGUUAACUACCGGUACCGACGAUACAACUACCGAAUUUAGUACAAAAUCCAUGGAAAGUACUGGUGGAAAUAUUGUUUCAACAACUUUGGUCACGUCAACAACGGAAGUCACGCUAAACACGGAUACCGAAGAUAUGUUUACCACAUCGAGUACAGAACCUACGAUUCCUGGUACUGAGGAUAGUUCGACAAUUUCAGUUUCUUCUACCACAGAAUCCACAGCGAGUACUAUUGAGGAUAGUUCGACAACACAGUGGGAAACAUCUACUGCAGAAUCCACAGAGAGCACUACCGAGGAUAGUUCAACUACAAAUUGGGAAACUUCGAGUGUAGAAUCCACAUUGAGUACGAGCACUGAAGAUGCAACAAUAACGUCGACCACAUUCAAUACGGAAUCAACAUUGAGUACUAGUACAGAGGAAAUGUCAACAUUGUCGACUACGGAAGACACGCUUUCUUCAACUACUUUUAUAAACAAUUCCACACGUUUGGCGGAUGUUGGAGAAACGAUUAUCCCAACGACGGAUAGUAGUAGAGAUCGUGUAACGAAUAAACCAGCGGAUCAGACUACGAAAAAAUUAGAAUUAACAACAGUUACGCCACAACGAAUGACCACUUUGAAUGAUUCAUUUAUAACGACAGGUGAAACAACUCAUGGUGCGAGUACAGGUGAAAUUACGACGCAUAAGAUAGAACCAGUGACACACUUGUUUGACGAAUACGAUGGAUCGUCUACAACUCAAAGUAUAAACGUGCUAGAUAAAAUUCACACAGAAUCUACAACACCUUCAGUUAUCUAUGUCCCUGAUGGCCAAUCCACAACGUUAGAGAAUCGUUUAGAAACAAGCACAACUUUGGUAGAAAUAACGGAUAGAACACCGGUGCAGACCACUACCCCAGGAGCUGUCGGAUUAACUGAGGUUGAUAAAAAUCAAGAGACUACGGACGAAAAUCGUCAUACUACUUUGAAACCUGUGACUAACUCUUGGGACGGAGCUUCCGUGACUACUGAAUCUAAUGAAGCUGUAGAAACAACGCAACAAUUGAUUACAAGAGAUCAGGAACGACCAGUGCACGAAGUCACCUUUGGGCCUAUACAAACGACGACCACACCCGAAGGAUUGAUUGGAAUUGAUGAAAAUAAAUCGACUACUGAAAAUCCAUACACUUUGGCUACACAAGUUACUGCCGAUGAAAUCACUCAACCUGUCACGACGACCCGUAAUACGGUUUCGGUUGACCCACCGAAAGGAACUACUCGUGGUUCAGGAGCUGAUGAGAAUGCGGAGUCAACAACAACGCAAUUGCCACUUACGACUUCUGUCGUUGAUCGAAAUAUCAAUACAACUGCGAGGGUCACUAGAUUACCAGAUACUACGACAAUAAUGACCCCUCAUGAUGUGCAUACAGUAGAUGACUAUCCAAGCGAUACAACGAUACACGUCGUGAGCUCAAUUACCGAUAAUCCCGUCACUACGGAAUUUUCAUUUCAGGUAGACAAACAGUAUACUACAACAAAACAGUCUAAAGAACAAACGCCAUAUGCAAGUACAGAAUUCACUACAAAUAAUCGAGUGACAGAAGGCAUAGAUGACAAAUUUGUAUCUGUAACGACGCCCUCCCAGGUCGGGGUCAACAAUGUGUACACCACACCACCAAAAAUUGAUUCAGUUGACCAAUCUACAUACACAGAUCAAACAAUACAAGUGACUACUGAUGGUAUAAAACAUCGUUUCAAUGAUUCGGAAACAACGAUCGAUACUACGACAACAUUCGUUCCAACGUCCUUCAACUUGGUGAAUACGAGUCAAGGACUUGUGGAUAAAAAUCAAUCAGUCACCGAAUCGUCAUCGAUGCUUGGUGGAGAAACUUUCACAGUACCAUACGAAAGCACGACAAAACAAUCGAAUAGUCCUGUGACACAACAUACGGUUGGUGAUGAGUCAUUUGAAACGUCAACUUCUGAUACUUCAACACUAAAAUCCAUCCAGGAAAUUCCAUCGACAGAAGAAAGUAGCAUGAAUAAUCCAUCCACUGAAGAAAAUACUUUAUCACCGACACAUUACACGACUUUAGAUUACAGCAGUAGUAAUACAACGAAUUAUUCGAAUGACGACGGGAAAACGGAUACAAGUGCGCCAAUUACAGAUUCUACAACUAGAGCUGAUGUUGUUAUGAAUUUAUCAACAGUAAAGAUACCGUUUGGACAAACAGACCGAGUCAGUGAGCUUGGAACGACCGAUAAGUACGUUACAUCCGGUGAUGUUCCAACAACAAAUGUUGGUCAAAUAGACACACAUACAACGCAAAGAACAUAUGAUGACCAAUUGACCACAAAUGUUCCGGUUACUCUGCCAACAGUCAAUCCUACUACUGACUCCGCACAGACAGUAAUAAAAUCAACAACGGGUGUCAAUGAUGAUAAGAUUUCGACUGUAACGGAUUAUGCUCAUCAGCUAAUAGAUACAACGACGCCGCGGAGUGAUAAAAUCACUGAAAAUACGACUAAUUUGAUUCAAGGUGAUCCGGAAAUUGAUCAAACCACUCAUGGGCUCGAUUUUAAUGUGGAUUCAACUGCGAAAGUACCUACAACGGAAAUCCCUAUUUCUAACGAGUUUCAGACUACGACUCAACGUAAGGACGUGACUACUGAAAAAACGACGAGAUUGAUUCAAGGUGAUACGGAAGUUGACCAAACCACUCCGAAAUUUAUUCCAACUGUUGGCUCCACUGUGGAAACACCUGAAAAAGCCUUCACCGUUAUUUCAGAAACUCAAACAACACAAAAAAUGACUGGUGGGAGUGAAAUUGAGACGACACAAACAGUCGUCAACAAUAACACCCCGAUAACUGAUAGUCCAACUAACGUUGACGUUGUGGCUACCACUCGGGAAAGUAGUCAAGUAACAGAGCAAACAACGACCUUGAGCCACGGAUAUUCAGAAGUUGAUCAGACAACAAAGAACUUGGAACCCUCUAUGCGUGUAACUACAAAAACACCUGAAACAGAAAUUCCGGUAGUUACUGAGUUCCAGACGACAGAAAAGUCUUUCACACAAUUCGGGAGUACGGAAACAAAUGAUAAUGACAUUAGUUCUUCGUCAGAAAAUGUAAUGCAGAUUACUACUCAGGGCUAUGAUAGAGCUACAGAAAAACCAACAACACUCGUUUUCCAGGACCCCUUGAUUGAUCAGACUCAAACGACUCUGAAAGAGGAGAUUAACAAUCCAACUACUCAGAGUCUUCCUCGAUUCUCUACUCAGUUCAGUGAAGUGACAGAACAAACUACGAUAUCGAUCCAAGGAGAUUCUGAAACUAUUCAGACUACGGAAAAUUUCAAUCCAGUAGUUCGCGUGACCACGAAAGUGCCUGUGAGCGGACUUCCGGUAUCCACGGAACCACAGACGAUGGAGUCAGAAACAACGAACAAAUAUGAAGUAACGGACGUCAGCUUUGAUGUUUAUAACUCCACGUCAGAAGAUGUUCAGAUUAUUAAUCAGACUACUACUCAGCACGAUGACCAAGUGAGGCAGCAAACGACGACAAUGGUUCAAAGCGAUCCUACAAUUGAUCGGACUACAGAAAUUAACGGUGACAAACUAACGACCACCACUCAAAAAAGUAUCCAACUGACCGAACAAACUAUAAUAGGCAGUCAAACGGAUUCUGGAAUUGGCCUGACAACUCAGAAAUCAUUUACGACUUUCGAUUCGACGACUCAAACUCCUAGAGCUACGACAACACAGAAAUCAAUGGAUUCGAAUGAAGUUGAAACAACACAAGCUUAUGUUUUGACUACCAAGCAAAACAAUAAUCAAGCUACAGAACAAACGACAAUAUCGAAUCAAGGUCAAAGCACUGAUCAAACUACACGAAAAUUCGAGCCGAUUAUUCGCGUGACUACGAAUGUACCUAAAACAGAAAUGCCAGUUACUGAUUUCCAAACGACACAAGAAUUCGUGACCACGGAUAAAUCCGGAGCAGCCGAGCCCAUGAAUAAUGAUAAUAUUGGUUCGACAACCGAGAUUGUUUAUGAUAAUAUUCAGACAACUGCGAAGCAUGAUUAUGAUACCACAGAAAAGACAACGAAACCGGUUCAAGGCGAUCCUCAAAUUGAUCAAACAACGCAAGGAUAUGUUCCAAGCGAUGGUUCGACUAUGCGAACGCCUGAAGCGGUUGUUACUGUGGUUGCCGAACCUCAAACCACGGAAAAAGUGUUAGCUGUGGACACGACGCCGGCACCGAAUUAUGGUAGUAGCCCAACAACAGAAAAUAUUCCCCAUUUGGGUACUGAACCUACGACUCAAAAGAGUAACGAGUUCACGGAACAAACAACAAAAUUAAUUCAAGGUGAUCCUAUCAUUGAAGUAACAACGCAAAGUCUUGUCCCAACUGUUGGCGUAACUACACAAACUCCCGAAGCAGUUUUUACUGUUGUUGCACAGCCAGCAACGACAGAAAAAAUAGUGAGCGUUGAUGCGAUCCAAACGACACAAGCGGAAAUUGUUGAUGGUAGCCCAACAACAGAGAAUAUACCGCAUUUGGAUACCGAACGUACCACUCAAAAGAGUAACGAGCUCACGGAACAAACAACGAAAUUAAUUCAAGGUGAUCCUAUCAUUGAAGUAACAACGCAAAGUUUUGUCCCAACUGUUGGCGUAACUACACAAACUCCCGAAGCAGUUUUUACUGUUGUUGCACAGCCAGCAACGACAGAAAAAAUAGUGAGCGUUGAUGCGAUCCAAACGACACAAGCGGAAAUUGUUGAUAAUAGCCCAACAACAGAGAAUAUACCGCAUUUGGAUACCGAACGUACCACUCAAAAGAGUAACGAGCUCACGGAACAAACAACGAAAUUAAUUCAAGGUGAUCCUAUCAUUGAAGUAACAACGCAAAGUUUUGUCCCAACUGUUGGCGUAACUACACAAACUCCCGAAGCAGUUUUUACUGUUGUUGCACAGCCAGCAACGACAGAAAAAAUAGUGAGCGUUGAUGCGAUCCAAACGACACAAGCGGAAAUUGUUGAUAAUAGCCCAACAACAGAGAAUAUACCGCAUUUGGAUACCGAACGUACCACUCAAAAGAGUAACGAGCUCACGGAACAAACAACGAAAUUAAUUCAAGGUGAUCCUAUCAUUGAAGUAACAACGCAAAGUUUUGUCCCAACUGUUGGCGUAACUACACAAACUCCCGAAGCAGUUUUUACUGUUGUUGCACAGCCAGCAACGACAGAAAAAAUAGUGAGCGUUGAUGCGAUCCAAACGACACAAGCGGAAAUUGUUGAUAAUAGCCCAACAACAGAGAAUAUACCGCAUUUGGAUACCGAACGUACCACUCAAAGGAGUAACGAGCUCACAGAACAAACAACAAAAUUAAUUCAAGGUGAUCCUAUCGUUGAAGUAACAACGCAAAGUUUCGUCCCAACUGUUGGCGUAACUACACAAUCUCCCGAAGCAGUUUUUACUGUUGUCGCACAGCCAGCAACGACAGAAAAAAUAGUGAGCGUUGAUGCGAUCCAAACGACACAAGCGGAAAUUGUUGAUAAUAGCCCAACAACAGAGAAUAUACCGCAUUUGGAUACCGAACGUACCACUCAAAAGAGUAACGAGCUCACGGAACAAACAACGAAAUUAAUUCAAGGUGAUCCUAUCAUUGAAGUAACAACGCAAAGUUUCGUCCCAACUGUUGGCGUAACUACACAAUCUCCCGAAGCAGUUUUUACUGUUGUCGCACAGCCAGCAACGACAGAAAAAAUAGUGAGCGUUGAUGCGAUCCAAACGACACAAGCGGAAAUUGUUGAUAAUAGCCCAACAACAGAGAAUAUACCGCAUUUGGAUACCGAACGUACCACUCAAAAGAGUAACGAGCUCACGGAACAAACAACGAAAUUAAUUCAAGGUGAUCCUAUCAUUGAAGUAACAACGCAAAGUUUCGUCCCAACUGUUGGCGUAACUACACAAUCUCCCGAAGCAGUUUUUACUGUUGUCGCACAACCAGCGACAACAGAUAAAUUGGUUAUUGUUGAGGCGAUUCCAACGACACUCGGAGAAAUUCAUGACAACAAUCCAACUACCGGGGCUUCUCAAUUCAACGAGCUGACCACUACUCAAAAUAGUCGAAUUACAGAGCAAAUUACAAUAACUAAUCAAGGUGAUUCAGAAAUCAGCCAAACUACUCAGCAAUUUAUGCCCGCUGUCGCUUCGACAACUCAAAUGCCCACCUCUGAUAUCACUGUGGCUUCUCACUCUGAAACGACAAAAAAAUCUACAGAUGCUCAUGACGUUGGGACAACAUAUCGAUACAAUAAUAACGAUAGCCCAACAACGGAGAAUAUCCUGCAAUUGAGCGUUCCGACUACGAGACCAGGGCAAGAAAACUUGGAUCCUUCAAUCUUGCCCGUUGAAACCAGUACAAACACAAUCCUUGGACAGACUGCGGCAACCUCGUCAGAGGAUAAUGGUUAUACCACUGGUAAAGAUUUCGUAACAUCUCCAAGUUCAGUUUCAUCUGUCGACCAUGAAUUUCCUACAACGGUAAACAUGCUUGUAGUAGAGCCUUUGAUGACGACGCACAAGGCUCCGAAUCCUAUCUUAAACACUUACACAACAGAGAAAGUUGCCGAUGAGACAAUCAGGCAAACACCGCCUCCACAAAGUGUGACAGAUAAAAUGAUCGAUAAGGUCACUACGGACUCCGAAAAUCUAUUGACAAAAGCAACAACCGAAUCCGAUGAAAUUGAUGAACAAGUUACAGCGUCCUCAACAAUUGGUUCAACAAUUAGCAAUGAAAAUUAUUAUACAAGUACUACAAUAGGAUCUACUGAUUAUUACACGGAAAAUGUGAGUGAACCUUUGAGCACAACGGAAUCCACUGAUGCGAAUAAUUUGGUGGAAACUACGAGUACCCUCAGCACACCGAUAACAACGGAUGAAACCACUAUGGUAGAAAUGGAAAGCACAUCAGAUGUAACGGAUAAGUUUGAUGAAUUUAGUACCGCGGACAUGAUGUCCAGCACUACAGAAAGCAUGGGAAGUUCUACAACUUACGGAUCUAGUACAAUGGAAACUACUACAACUUAUAGUACUGUAGACACAGAUGGAACAACAUUGUCUACUGACUUAACGGAGUCAACCGAGGCAGCUACGACUACUGAAAAUCACAGUACGCUAGGAUUUAGCGAUCCAACGAUUUCGACAACGUUUCAAAGUGACAUGUACGUUACAAAUGAUCAUUCAACAACUAUUCCUUCGACCAUUUCUACGGAUAUUAUUGCAAACCUUUACGAAACCACAACAGAAUUCAGAGAUAUAACUGAAACGAGCACCAACAUAGUUACAGAAGUUGCUAAGGAAGUAUUCUGUAGUCGCGACGAAGAUUGCAUUAAAAGUAAAUCGUGUGUUAACGAAACUUGCAAAAAUCUAUGCGAAAUUAGCAAUCCUUGUUCAGAUGAGGUAGAUUGUAGGGUGAUCGAACAUCGGCCUGUGUGCUUGUGCUCAGCUGAACGCCAGAAUUCGUCUAAUUGUAGCGUACUCCCAGAUGUGAAAUGUACAUCACACACCGACUGCGCAGAACAAUUGGCAUGCAUCAAUCAACAAUGUCUAAAUCCAUGCACGCUUGGAAAUCCUUGUGAUUACGUUGAACAAUGCCACGUCCAGGAGCACAGACCAGUCUGUUUCAAACGAGAAACUGAUCCAGAAAUCGACACAUGUCCAGAGUAUUGCCCACCGGGAAUGGAAUGCGACAAAUCAACAAGUACUUGCGUACAAGCGGGUUGCACUAGCAACAGGGAUUGUUCGCUGACACAGGCCUGCAUCGGAAAAAUUUGUCAGGAACCAUGCGCUGUCCAUAAUCCUUGCGCUAGAAACGCGGUUUGCAUCAAUACGAAUCACGGAACCGACUGUAGCUGCGAGGAAGGCUAUCACGGAAAUGGUUUUGUCACGUGUAAUCUUGUGGAAAAAGGCAAAAACAUUUGCCAGUAUAAUGAAGACUGUCCACCAAACAAGCUAUGCGAUAGGUUGAAUAGAGUUUGCAUUAAUCCUUGCUCUUCGGAUACUUGCGGAGACAAUGCUCAAUGUGUAGCGAACAAUCAUGAAGCUCAAUGCAAAUGCUUAUCUGGAUACCAAGGAAAUGCGUACAUUGAAUGUACCCGAGUUGCUGGAUGUUCGAGUAAUGGAGAAUGUGCGAGUAACGAGGCUUGCAUUAACGGUCGAUGCGGCAAUCCAUGUGCUUGUGGAAAGAACGCAGUUUGCGAUGUCAAAAAUCAUCGAGGAUCAUGCAAAUGUUUGCCUGGAUAUUUCGGUGACCCGGAAAUUGGUUGCCAGGAAUUAUCUUCAAACCCUUGCAUUCCAAAUCCAUGUGGAAUUUUGGCCAUGUGUGAAAUUGAUAAUGGAAAUCCCAUCUGUUUCUGCCCGAAAGGCUUAACAGGAAAUCCAUUCAAGCAAUGCAUUCCCGAGGGAGACAGCUGUAAGGAUAAUCCAUGUGGUUUGAAUUCUGGCUGUAGAAUAGUCAACGGUCAGGUGAAAUGUUUCUGCUUGCCUGGUUACGAAGGCAGCCCACCGCAGACGGCUUGUACUCUUCCUAACAAUCCUUGCGAUCCGUCUCCUUGUGGUCCAAAUACGCAAUGCUCAAUAUUGGAGAAUGGAUUUUCAAAAUGUUCCUGUCUGACUGGUUACAUAGAGAGUCCAAACACCGUCAGAGGCUGUAUACCAAAAUCUAAUCCUUGUCAGCCAAAUCCAUGUGGACAAGGAGCAUUGUGUGACAUUAACAGAGAUCCUCCAUGUUAUUGCCCCGAUUCAACACGCGGAAAUCCUUACAGGAGUUGUUCCGCUCCAAACGUAGUUGAGCUUUGUCAACCUGGACCAUGUGGAGAGAACGCAGAUUGUUACGUCUCGAACAACGGAGAACAAUGUUACUGCAGAGCAGGAUACUACGGGGAUGCUUAUUCUGGCUGUCAUCUUCCAGCAGUAACUCCUUGUCAGCCAAAUCCUUGCGGUCCAAAUGCCGAGUGCAAAGUAACUCCGGGAAAUCAAGCGCUAUGUGAAUGCGCCCCAGGAACAUCCGGUGAUCCCACGAGUUCCCUCGGUUGCAACAGACCAGAGUGUACAAGUGACGACGAAUGUUCACCAACCGAAGCCUGUAUAGGAUACAGAUGCCGUAAUCCAUGUUUAGGAGCCUGUGGUGUAGGAGCUAAUUGCCACGUCGAUAUUCAUCAUCCAGUCUGCACGUGUAAUGAAGGCUUAUUCGGUAAUCCGAUGAUCAGAUGUUCUCCACCCCGCGACCCACCGACAGAAAGUCCUUGCGAGCCGAGUCCGUGUGGCAUUAAUACAAUUUGUCAAGUAAUGCAAAACCGAGCAGUUUGUUCUUGUCUACCAGACUUUUUGGGUGAUCCGCAAAGCGGUUGCCGCCCAGAAUGUACAAUCAAUUCAGACUGUCCACUAGACAAGGCCUGUCUGAACAUGAAAUGCGUGAAUCCGUGUUCACUUGGCACGAUUUGUGGUUCCAAUGCUGAGUGCAGUGUGUCUUAUCACACGCCUACUUGUAGUUGUAUAGAAAACUACUUCGGAAAUCCAUUUAUUCGCUGUGUGCCAAGACCGAUUAUCACGGUCGAUCAACAGAGAAAUACUACUCGCCCAUGCACAUCAUCGCCAUGUGGGCCAAAUAAACUGUGCGACACUUACACUGAUCAAGUAGCUAUCUGCGGAGGAUGCGAUUCUGGAAAUUAUGAAAAUGAUAUGAUGCUCUGUCGACCAGAGUGUUUGAGUAACACUGAUUGUCAAUACAACAAAGCUUGCAUCGGUUGGAAAUGUGCAGAUCCUUGCUUGGGUUCUUGUGGUCUCAAUGCUAAUUGUCAAGUCAUUUUACAUACCCCCGUAUGCAGCUGCCCAAUUGGUUUGUACGGCAAUCCGUAUGACAGUUGUUCACCGGGGCCCAUAGAUAAUCAAGAUCCAUGUAGUGUAACGCAAUGUGGAGCGAAUGCAAUAUGUGAAGAGCGGAAUGGCGCAAUUACCUGUAAAUGUCUACCAAACUAUUUCGGCAAUCCCUUCAUGGCCUGUCACCUAGAGUGUGUUCAAAACUCGGACUGUGCACUGAAUCAGGCUUGUUCAAACAGUAAAUGUGUGAAUCCAUGCGCUGGUGCCUGUGGUACCGGCGCAUCCUGUGAAGUUAUCAAUCACAACCCGGUCUGUUUCUGUGAUCACGGGCUCCGCGGGGAUCCAUUUGUUCGUUGCCAACCUCAGCGAGACCCGGGUAUCACUGUGACGCCAGGACCUUCUAAUCCAUGUGUCCCAUCGCCAUGUGGGCCGAACAGUAGAUGUAUAGUUUCACAAAAUGGAUAUGCGACGUGCUCGUGUUUGCCAGAAUAUAAGGGUAGCCCUCCACUGUGUAACCCAGAAUGUGUAGUAAGCUCAGAUUGCUUGCAAAUACAAGCUUGCAUUAACAACAAAUGCGUGAAUCCAUGCAACGGAGUAUGUGGACACGGAGCAUUGUGCUCAGUGAUCAAUCACAACCCAACAUGCAGUUGUCCUGCCGGACAAGAGGGCAAUCCAUUCGUUCGAUGUUAUGCAUCGACAGAACCAGAGCCGCCAAGGUCACCAUGCAGUCCUUCACCAUGUGGUCCGAAUUCGGUAUGCCAAGUGAAAAUGGGAAGGCCAGUAUGUUCCUGCUCGAGCACAUUCGUGGGCAGUCCACCAAAUUGCAGACCGGAAUGUUUAAUUAGCCAAGAAUGUUCGAUCGAUCAGGCUUGUGUGUCAUUCAAAUGUAUCAACCCUUGUCCAGAUAGUUGCGGACCGAAUUCCGAUUGCACAGUCAUAAGCCACACUCCAUAUUGUUCUUGUAAGCUAGGCUACGAAGGUGAUGCGUUUGUUGGAUGUACCGCAAUUCCUGAGCGACCGCCAGAGAAACGUGACCCAUGUUCACCAUCUCCUUGCGGGAAUAAUGCCUUGUGCACUGUUCACGAUGGAGUGGCUAGAUGUAACUGCAUACCACCUUACAUUGGAAAUGCUUACGUCGGCGGAUGUAAGCCUGAAUGUAUGAUAAAUGGGGAUUGUUCAAGUCACUUGGCCUGCUUGAAUCAGCACUGCAGAGAUCCUUGCCCUGGUGUUUGCGGCAGAAAUGCAGAGUGCGAAGUAUCUAACCAUAUACCAGUUUGUUCCUGUUCAAGGGGAUACUCCGGUGAUCCUUUCCAGGGAUGCAAGAUUGAUCGACCCACACCACCGCAGAAACAAAAUCCAUGCACACCAUCACCAUGUGGGCCAUACAGUAUUUGCCGUGUGAUGAAUGAUCGAGCAGUCUGUUCUUGCAGUCCAGGGUAUCAAGGGACGCCACCAUCUUGUCGACCCGAAUGUCUAGUCAGCUCAGAAUGUUCGCAGCAUCUUGCUUGCAUUGGGCAAAAAUGUGUCGACCCGUGUCCCGGAGUUUGUGGUCUCAACGCUCACUGCCAAGUAGCUAAUCACAACCCAAUAUGCAGCUGCCCACUUCAAUAUAACGGAGAUCCAUUUGUACAGUGCCUCAAAGAACAGCCAAAGGUCACGACUCCGUUGAAUCCGUGCUUCCCAUCACCUUGUGGACCAAACGCAGAAUGUCGCGUAGAAGGCAGCCGAGCCGUAUGCUCAUGCCUAAGUGGAAUGUUGGGUGCACCGCCAAACUGCAGACCAGAAUGUUUAAUCCAUCAAGAUUGUCCUAGCCACUUAGCUUGCGUACAAAAGAAGUGUUUGGAUCCUUGUGUUGGGUCAUGUGGAUUUAACGCUAGAUGUACCGUGCAAAAUCAUCGUCCGAUGUGCCAAUGUUACGAGGGUUACGAAGGAGAUCCAUUCUCCGGAUGUAAUAUGAAAGUUAUAACAGUCGAGCAGCCACCAGCUGAACCUUGCAAUCCAUCUCCGUGUGGAUCAAAUGCAGUAUGCAAGGAACGAAAUGGAGCAGGUUCGUGCACCUGUAUUCCCGAGUACACGGGAGAUCCAUACUUGGGGUGCAGGCCAGAGUGCGUUCAAAAUUCGGACUGCGUUCAUACCAAGGCUUGCAUCAAUAACAAAUGUAAAGAUCCAUGCACGGGAGCCUGUGGAAUCAAUGCUCAGUGCCAAGUUUACAAUCAUCAACCUUCAUGUACUUGUUUAUCUGGCUACAUCGGAAACCCAUUGACAUCUUGUCACUUAAAACCGGAAGACGACCAUACCAAAGAAAUACGACCUUGCGAUCCAUCUCCAUGUGGACCCUACAGUAACUGCCGAGCAAUUAAUAGUCAUGCAGUUUGUACUUGCCAGCCUAAUUACAUAGGAAGCCCACCAGGUUGUCAUCCCGAGUGUGUUGUCAGUACUGACUGUGCUCAGGAUAAGGCUUGUAUUGGUCAAACUUGCAAAGAUCCAUGCCCAGGAACUUGUGGUGAAAACACUAACUGUCAAGUUGUCGGUCACAACCCAGUGUGCAGUUGUCUUCCAGGAUACACUGGUGAUCCAUUCUUCCGCUGUCUCAAGGAAGAAGUCAAUUUGCCAACACCACCACCGAGCGGAAAUCCAUGUCGGCCGUCUCCCUGUGGACCUAACUCACAGUGUCGAGUAAUUGAUGGUUUCCCAGCUUGUUCAUGUUUACCAAACUAUGUUGGACGUGCGCCUACGUGUCGACCAGAGUGCGUGAUUAACGAAGAGUGUCCAGGAAAUCUCGCAUGUCAAGGUAUACAGUGUAAGGAUCCUUGUCCAGGAUCAUGUGGCGUGAAUACACUGUGCAAUGUUGUCAAACACAAUCCCGUAUGCGUUUGUGCGGCUGGAUACACUGGAAAUCCAUUCACCGAAUGCACGCCAAUAAUAGAAGUUCCGAUAACAACUGAAAAUCCGCGCACUCCAUGUAAUCCAUCGCCUUGUGGUGCCAACGCAAGAUGUAAUGAAAGAAAUGGAGCAGGUUCAUGCACCUGCCUUCCAGAGUAUUAUGGCGAUCCAUACACGGGAUGCAGGCCAGAAUGUGUUGCAAAUUCUGAUUGUGAACGCACCAAGGCUUGCUUAAACAACAAAUGUAUCAAUCCUUGCCCAAGUUCAUGUGGGCAGAGUGCAACUUGCCAAGUGUUCAACCACGCGCCAUCAUGUACCUGUUUGCCAGGAUAUACCGGUGAUCCACAAAUAGCUUGUGCACCCGAGCCGAAAAUCAACGAUAGACCCAUCGAGCCUUGCGAGCCUUCACCAUGUGGUCCCAAUAGUAACUGCCGUGUAUUGAAUGGACAUGCUGUGUGCUCUUGCCAGGGUGGGUUCGUUGGUACUCCACCUUCAUGUCGCCCAGAAUGUACAAGCAGCUCUGAAUGUCCACAAACCAAAGCGUGUAUCACCUUUAAAUGCCGGGACCCCUGUCUGGGAACGUGUGGCAAAUACACAACGUGCCUUGUUGUGAAUCACAAUCCCAUUUGCAGCUGCACAAAUGGUUAUACUGGUGAUCCAUUCACACAUUGUGAAAAGAUUGAAAUGACAACACUGCAGCCUGGUAAAGAUGCGGGAAAUCCAUGCACACCAAAUCCUUGUGGUCCAAAUUCUCAAUGUAGGGUGAUAGGCUCGCAACCGGCAUGUUCAUGUGCGUUGGAUUUCAUCGGACGUCCACCAAACUGUAAACCAGAGUGUACAGAUAACUCAGAAUGCCCGACCACUGCAGCUUGUAUAAAUCAACGUUGCAAAGAUCCAUGCCCAGGAAGUUGCGGAACUUUUGCCAUGUGUGUUGUACAGAAUCAUCAGCCACUGUGUUCAUGCCCAGAUGGCUACGUCGGCGAUGCAGAAUUUGGAUGCAGUCUGGCUCCGCCACCUUCGACCGAACAAACUCCAACUAAUCCAUGCCUGCCAACUCCAUGUGGUCCGAAUGCACAAUGUCGCGAAAGAAAUGGAGCAGCCGCGUGCGCUUGCCCUCCAGAGUAUAUCGGAAAUCCUUAUGACUCACAAAUAGGAUGCAGAAGAGAAUGUGAAGCAAAUUAUGAAUGUGCAUCUCAUUUAGCUUGCGUUGGUUACAAAUGCAUUGACCCAUGCCCGGGUACCUGCGGUACAUUAUCCAUAUGCAAUGUGGAUGCUCAUGUUCCAGUUUGUACUUGUCCAGCUGGAUACACGGGAGAUCCGUACUUCGCUUGUAAUUACGAGGAAAUUAAAACAGUGGAACCACCACGCGAUCCGUGCACACCGUCUCCUUGUGGGCCUAAUAGUAAAUGUCGCACGAUUAACGGACAAGGAGUAUGUACAUGCUUGCCGGAAUACAUUGGUGCACCACCAUCGUGCCGCCCAGAAUGCAUUGUCAAUGCAGAAUGUCCGGUUAAUUUAGCCUGCUCGAACAAGAAGUGUUCCGACCCAUGUCCAAAUACGUGCGGAUUGAGGGCACAAUGUACAACGAAAAAUCAUAAUCCCAUUUGCACUUGUCCACCUGGUUUCACAGGAGAUCCGUUCACACAAUGUUCUCUUUAUGUAUUACCAGAUGAACCACAAACUGAAAGACCUCCAUCUUGCACGCCAUCACCUUGUGGACCAAAUUCACACUGUCAGAUAAUAUCCGGCAACCCUGCAUGUUCGUGUCUUCCAAAUUAUAUUGGUGCACCACCAGAAUGUAGGCCUGAGUGUGUUUUAAGUUCUGAGUGUAAGAGUCAUCUUGGUUGCAUAAAUCAGAGAUGCCAAGAUCCAUGUUUAGGCUCUUGCGGCAUCAGUGCUGAAUGCCAUGUGCUGAAUCACAUACCUGUAUGCACAUGUACCACCGGGUUUACUGGCGAUCCAUUCUCACAGUGCUCACCUAUUCCGCCAAGUACGGAAGCCCCAAUUAGAAAUCCUUGUAACCCAUCACCUUGUGGACCCAAUGCUAUAUGCAGAGAUGGAGACUGCGAAUGUUUACCAGAAUAUAUUGGAAAUCCGUUUGAAGCUUGUAGACCGGAAUGUAUUCUUAAUACUGAAUGUCCACGAGAUAAAUCUUGUUUACGAAACAAAUGUAAAGAUCCAUGUCCUGGAAUUUGCGGACAAAAUGCUCAAUGCGACGUUGUGAACCAUAUUCCAGUAUGCUCGUGUCUCUCUGGAUUUGUUGGUGAUCCAUUCGUCAGCUGCCGGCAACAAGAACUUGUCCCAGAAAACAAACGUGAUCCUUGCUCGCUAUCUCCUUGUGGUCCAAACAGCCAGUGUCGCAACAUGGAUGAUCGCGCUGUGUGUUCUUGUCUUCAAGGAUAUUUGGGAUCUCCGCCCUCAUGUCGCCCAGAAUGCAUUGUCAGUUCUGAAUGUUCGUCAACAAGAGCAUGUGUCAACAAAAAAUGUACGGAUCCUUGUUUGGGUUCCUGUGGUUUGAAUGCUCGAUGUGAAGUGAUAAACCACAGUCCGAUAUGCAGCUGUCUUGCAGGCCAGACAGGAGAUCCUUUCAGAAGUUGCUACGAUAUCAUAGCGGAUCCGGAACCAAAGCUACCAGAUGACCCUUGCAAUCCUUCACCAUGUGGACCGAAUGCACAUUGCCAGAACAACGGCGGUAAUCCCGCGUGUUCGUGCCUUCCAACUUAUGUCGGAUCUCCACCGUCGUGUCGUCCAGAAUGCGUUAUAAAUCCAGAUUGUCCGAGCAACAAAGCGUGCAUCAACACCAAGUGUACGGAUCCUUGUCCGGGCUCUUGCGGAGAGAAUGCCGAAUGCAACGUUGUUAAUCACGCAGUCACAUGCACGUGUUCCAAUGGAUUCACGGGAAAUCCGUUCGUUCAGUGUGUGAUCAAGAAAGACGAGAUUUUGAAUCCUUGUGAACCAUCUCCGUGUGGUCCAAACGCGAUUUGCCAACGCCGUGAUAACGCAGGUGCAUGUAGUUGCAUUCAAGAUUAUUAUGGCAAUCCUUACGAAGGAUGUCAGCCUGAAUGCAUCUUAAGUGCAGACUGUCCAACGAACAAAGCAUGUCUUCGUAAUAAAUGUGAAGAUCCAUGCCCUGGCAUAUGUGGCACACUUGCCCAAUGCUUUGUUGUAAAUCAUAUACCGACGUGUACAUGCAUGGCUGGAUAUAUAGGUGAUCCUUUUACGGCUUGCACAUUGCAGCCGGUAACAGAACCAACAGUUGCCGAACCGUGUUCACCUUCACCAUGUGGGCCAAGUAGCUUAUGUCGUGUGGUCAAUGGUCAAGCUGUUUGUACUUGUCAAGAAUCUUACAUUGGUUCACCGCCGAACUGCAGACCUGAGUGUGUUGUAAAUUCUGAAUGUCCACAAGAUCGCGCGUGUUACAAAUUCAAAUGUACCGAUCCUUGUCCGGGUACAUGCGGACUCGAAGCGAGAUGUCAAGUUGUGAACCACAACCCACUGUGUAGCUGUCCACAAGGCAUGACUGGUGAUCCAUUCUCAAGAUGUUACCGUGAGCCAGUUGUACCUACGAUUGAUCCGGCACCAAGAGAUCCAUGUUUCCCAAGCCCAUGUGGCUUGUAUGCGGAGUGUAGAAAUAUCGCAGAUCAAGCAGCUUGUUCAUGUAUGAAGAAUUACGUAGGAUCACCGCCAAAUUGUCGUCCAGAAUGUGUUGUGAAUACCGACUGUUCGUCCAACAAUGCCUGUAUCUCAGAAAAGUGUAGAGAUCCAUGCAUAGGCUCUUGCGGACAAAACGCCGAUUGCCGCGUUCAAAAUCACAUACCAACAUGUCUCUGUCAGCAGGGAUUCACUGGAGAUCCUUUCACACUUUGCUCACCAUUCGUUGACCGACCAAAGGUUCCCGAUGACCCUUGCGAUCCAUCGCCAUGUGGUUCAAACGCUCAGUGUUUCGGAGGUUCUUGCGAAUGUCUACCAGAUCACUUCGGAGAUCCUUAUUCAUAUUGUCGACCAGAGUGUACAAUGAAUUCUGAUUGUUCACGAGUUAAAUCAUGCGCCAACCAGCACUGUAUUGACCCUUGCCCUGGCACUUGCGGAUCAAACGCUCGAUGUGAUGUUGUCAAUCACAUUCCAAUGUGCAGUUGCCCAGCUGGUACAACUGGAGAUCCGUUCACUCUAUGCAGACCUGACAAACAGGAUGAUGGACAACAACAACCAUGCACACCAUCACCAUGCGGUCCGCACAGCAUAUGCAAAGUCGUGAAUAACCAUGCCGUUUGUUCGUGUCAAUCAAAUUAUAUUGGUAGUCCACCAUCUUGUCGACCAGAAUGUAUAGUCAGUGCGGAAUGCCCGCUAACCCAGGCAUGCCUUGGCAAUAAAUGCCUAGACCCAUGUCCCGGAACAUGUGGACAAAACGCUAGGUGUCAAGUGGUCAACCAUAAUCCAAUAUGUAGUUGCAGCGAGGGUUACAGUGGAGAUCCGUUCACGAGGUGCAACGAAAUAAUGGUUAUUUCGCCAAAGAUAAAUCCAUGCGAUCCAUCACCAUGUGGACCAAAUUCAGAGUGUCAUAUCCGUGGAGAAAGCCCUGCAUGUUCGUGCUCGCAAAACUACAUAGGAACGCCGCCAAAUUGUCGUCCGGAAUGUACAAUUAAUCCAGAGUGCGCGCCGCAGCUUGCUUGUGUUCAACAAAAGUGUCGUGACCCGUGUAUUGGUGUUUGUGGUUUGAAUGCAAAGUGUUCAGUGAUCAACCAUCAACCUGUUUGUACGUGUCAUCAAGAUUUCACGGGUGAUCCAUUCAGCAGCUGUCGUCUAAUGGAGAAAGUAGAGCCCCAAAACGAAAUUAGGAAACCAUGUGAUCCAUCUCCCUGUGGCUCGAAUGCCAUAUGCCGAGAAUAUAAUGGCGCUGGAUCAUGUUCAUGCCUCCCAGAUUAUGUAGGAAAUCCCUACGAAGGCUGUCGUCCUGAAUGCAUAUCAAAUUCUGACUGCAUGUCAAAUAUGGCCUGUAUCAACUCCAAAUGCAAGAAUCCUUGCCCUGGAACGUGCGGUUUAAAUGCCCAGUGUAACGUUGUUAACCAUUUACCAACAUGUAACUGUUUCUCUGGUUACACCGGUGAUCCCUUCAGAUAUUGCGUUACGCAACAGUAUCUCCCUAUAGACGUCGAUGUAGACCCAUGUCAUCCAUCACCUUGUGGACCUAAUAGCAAAUGCCGGAAUAUAAAUGAUCAGGCUGUGUGCUCCUGCUUACCAACAUACAUGGGAAGCCCACCAAAUUGCAAGCCAGAAUGUGUCGUGAACAGUGAAUGCUCUACGACAAUGGCUUGUGUGAACCAAAAAUGCAUAUCACCCUGCCCUGAUCCAUGUGGACUCAAUACAGAAUGCAAAGUUAUUUAUCACAGUCCAAUUUGCAGCUGUAUUCCUAGGUAUACAGGCGACCCUUUCACGAGAUGUUUCCCACUGCCACAAAUUUCUCCAGUACAUCACGAUGAAAUCGAUCCAUGUUUACCAUCUCCUUGUGGAUUGUAUUCCGAAUGUCGAAAUAUUAGAGGGUCUGCAUCUUGCUCUUGUUUAUCGACGUAUAUCGGAGCUCCUCCAAAUUGUAGGCCAGAAUGUAGAGUAAAUUCGGAAUGUUCGAUGAAUUUGGCCUGCAUAAAUGAAAAGUGUAAAAACCCAUGUUUGGGGUCAUGCAGUAGUACAGCUUUGUGUAAUGUACGGAAUCACGUUCCGAUGUGCACAUGCCCAGAAGGAUAUACGGGAGAUCCAUUCAGUAACUGUUACCCUAAACCACCAGCUCCAACUGAACCAGCAGUCCGCGAUUUAUGCAAUCCAUCUCCUUGUGGACCCAACGCUUUAUGUAAUAACGGACUUUGCACGUGUUUGCCUGAAUACCAAGGUGAUCCGUACUAUGAAUGUCGACCAGAAUGCGUUUUAAAUUCGGAUUGCCCACGCGAAAAAGCAUGCGUUCGUAACAAGUGCAUGGACCCUUGUCCAGGAACUUGUGGCCAGAUGGCUCAGUGUGUAGUUUUCAAUCAUGUUCCUAUGUGCAGCUGCCCAGCUAGAAUGACCGGAAAUGCUUUUGUACUUUGUUUACCAUUCCAAGACCCAAUAGACACAAAUCCAUGUGAGCCUAGUCCAUGUGGACCUAACAGUGUCUGUAGAAAAAUAAACGAGCAAGCAGUUUGCUCCUGUGUAUCAGGAUACAUUGGAUCUCCACCUUCAUGCAGACCGGAAUGCACAGUUAGUUCUGAUUGUUCACUCAACGAAGCUUGCAGUAAUCAAAAAUGCCGGGAUCCAUGUCCAGGCUCUUGCGGUAUCCGCGCAAGAUGCGAAGUCAUUAAUCACAACCCAAUCUGUACUUGCCCGCAAAAUUAUAUCGGCGAUCCAUUUGUCAGAUGUAUACCUAAACCACUUGAUAACACACCUGUUCAAGUAAAUCCAUGCCAGCCAUCUCCCUGUGGACCAAACGCUCAAUGCAGAGUAAUCAAUGAGUCACCUUCAUGCUCGUGUCUUCAAGACUAUAUAGGUGUUCCGCCAAAUUGUAGACCAGAAUGUGUGAGCAAUAGUGAAUGCAGCAGCCAUUUAGCGUGUAUAAAUCAAAAAUGCAAAGAUCCUUGUCCAGGCUCAUGUGGUAAUAACGCCGAAUGUCGAGUUGUAAGUCAUACGCCCAUGUGCGUUUGUCUCCUCGGGUAUACCGGAGAUCCAUUCACUCAAUGUGGAAGACAACCUACCGUUGUACCGGAACGCCUUACUCCAUGCACUCCUUCCCCGUGUGGUUCGAAUGCCAUUUGUAAAGAACAGAAUGGAGUCGGAUCUUGUACUUGUUUACCAGAAUAUAUUGGAAAUCCUUACGAAGGUUGUCGUCCGGAGUGUGUAAUAAACUCUGACUGUCCUUCGACUCUUGCUUGCAUUCGAUCCAAGUGCCAAAACCCUUGUCCAGGAACAUGUGGUCAAAAUGCCGAGUGUCAGGUCGUUAAUCAUUUGCCGUCCUGCACGUGUAUUGCAGAUUUUACCGGAGAUCCAUUCCGUUACUGUAAUCGUGUUAUACAGCCUGUGCAAGCGGAUCCUGUAGAGCCAUGUAAUCCAUCACCUUGUGGACCAAAUAGUCAAUGUCGGGUGGUCAAUGACCAAGCCGUUUGUUCUUGUCAACCUGAUUACAUAGGAACCCCACCGGGUUGCCGCCCAGAAUGUGUAGUGAGCUCGGAAUGUCCUCUGAACAGAGCGUGCAUACAACGAAAAUGUGUCAAUCCAUGCCCUGGUCCAUGUGGGCAGAAUACCAAUUGCGAAGUUCUGAAUCACAGUCCUAUCUGUGCCUGCAAACAAGGUUUCACUGGUGAUCCAUUCACGAGAUGCUUUUCUAUUCCGAAACCCCUACCAGAGAAAGUUCCAGUGAUAAAUCCUUGUGUGCCUUCACCUUGUGGUCCGAAUGCCGAAUGUCGGGAUAUUAGAGGAUCCCCGUCGUGUUCAUGUAUAGCAAAUUAUAUUGGUAGCCCACCAAAUUGUAGACCUGAAUGUAUCAUAAAUCCCGAUUGUCCAAGUAGUAAGGCGUGUAUAAGGGAAAAAUGUAGAGAUCCUUGUCUUGGAUCUUGCGGUGUAGGGGCUCAAUGUAGUGUCAUCAAUCAUACACCCAUGUGCACAUGCCCACAUGGCUACACUGGAGAUCCAUUCAAUAAUUGCUACCAAAAAUUAGAAAUCGAGGUAAUCGAAAAAGAUCCUUGCAAUCCAUCUCCCUGUGGACCGAAUGCUGAAUGCAAUAAUGGAAUUUGUACAUGCUUUUCGGAAUAUCAAGGAGAUCCUUAUCUUGGGUGUAGACCUGAAUGUGUUCUUAAUACAGAUUGCCCUCUGAAUAGAGCUUGCGGCAACAACAAAUGCUUUGACCCGUGUCCAGGCACUUGUGGCCAAAAUGCAUUAUGCAAUGUUUAUAAUCAUGUUCCAAUGUGCAGCUGUCCUCCAGGAAUGUCUGGAAAUGCUUUUGUUUUUUGCUCAGCUAUAAAAGAACUCGAUGUCGUCCGAGAUCCAUGCAAUCCAUCACCCUGUGGGCCAAACAGCUUAUGUCGCACAAUUAAUGGGCAAGGUGUCUGCUCUUGUGUUCCUGGUUACAUCGGAAGCCCUCCCUCAUGUAGACCUGAAUGCAUAGUGAGUUCCGAUUGUGGAAGAAAUGAGGCUUGCAGUAAUCAAAAAUGUGUUGAUCCUUGCCCCGGUACUUGUGGUCUGAGAGCUCAGUGCCAGGUUUAUAAUCACAGUCCGAUAUGUAAUUGCCCAUCUGGUUACACUGGUGAUCCGUUCCUGAGAUGCGAAUUCAUUCUGCCUACUGAAGUCAAGCCUCUAAAUCCAUGCCAGCCAUUCCCCUGUGGGCCAAAUGCUCACUGUCAAGUGAUAAACGAUAACCCCUCGUGCUCAUGUAUACCGCAAUUUAUUGGAUCCCCUCCAAACUGCAGACCGGAAUGCGUUAGUAACAGCGAAUGUUCUAGUCACUUGGCAUGCAUCAAUCAAAGAUGCAAAGAUCCUUGUCCAGGUUCUUGCGGUAUCAACGCUGAAUGUCGAGUGGUCAGUCAUACGCCAAUGUGUGUUUGUACCUCGGGAUACUUUGGCGAUCCUUUCACUCAGUGUAACAUCCGGGAAUCUGAUCCAGUUAUUGCUGAGAAACUUUCUCCCUGUACGCCUUCACCUUGUGGUUCAAAUGCUAUUUGUAAAGAGCAAAAUGGCGUGGGAUCCUGUACUUGUGUACCUGAAUACAUUGGUAACCCUUACGAAGGAUGCCGUCCAGAGUGUACGAUUAAUUCAGAUUGUGUAUCCAGUCUGGCGUGUAUAAGAUCUAAAUGUCAGAAUCCUUGUCCGGGAACGUGUGGUCAGAACGCUGAAUGUCAAGUAAUUAGUCAUUUGCCCAGCUGUAAUUGCAUACCCGGAUUCACAGGAGACCCAUUCCGUUAUUGCAACCCCUAUCAACCGAUAAUAGCAGAUCCUGGUGACCCAUGUCAACCUUCACCUUGCGGGCCGAAUAGUCAGUGCCGUGUGAGUAAUGGGCAAGCCGUUUGUUCAUGUCUCCCAGAAUACAGAGGAGCCCCACCUGGUUGUCGACCAGAGUGUGUUGUUAGCUCAGAAUGUCCAACAAACAGGGCUUGCAUGAAUCAAAAAUGUGUUAAUCCAUGUCCUAAUCCAUGUGGCUUGAAUACAAAUUGUGAAGUGAUGAGUCACAGUCCAAUUUGUGCCUGCAAACCUGGGCACACUGGGGAUCCAUUUACAAGAUGUUUCCCGAUUCCAAAACCAGAUCCACCUUAUGUUCAACCAACAAAUCCAUGCAUACCUUCUCCGUGUGGUCGUUACGCAGAAUGUCGUGACAUUGGGGGAUCCCCAUCAUGUUCAUGCCUUGCUAAUUACAUUGGAAGUCCUCCGAACUGUAGACCAGAGUGUACGAUAAAUCCUGAUUGUUCAAGUGACAAAGCAUGCAUGAGGGAAAAAUGCAGAGACCCUUGUCCAGGAUCUUGUGGGGCAAAUGCUCUUUGUAGCGUUAUUAAUCAUACACCCACAUGUACUUGUCCCGAAGGAUACACUGGAGAUCCAUUUACUAAUUGCUAUGUUAAACCACCAAUUAUCCAAAGCAUUGAAGUAGACCCCUGCAACCCAUCUCCCUGUGGAUCAAAUGCUAUAUGCGAUUCUGGCAGUUGUACAUGUUUAUCAGAAUAUCAUGGCGAUCCAUAUUCUGGGUGUCGCCCAGAGUGCGUUCUCAACACGGAUUGUCCUCUGAAUAGAGCCUGUGGAAAUAACAAGUGCUUCGACCCUUGUCCAGGCACUUGUGGUCACAAUGCGGAAUGUAACGUUUAUAAUCACGUUCCCAUGUGCAGUUGUCCUUCAGGAAUGUCAGGAAACGCAUUUGUUGUCUGUUCGCCUUAUAGAGAUCCCAUAGUCGAGAAUCCGUGCAAUCCAUCACCGUGUGGUUCGAACAGCCAGUGUCGUGUGAUAAACCAGCAGGCAGUAUGUUCGUGUGUACCUGGAUUUAUAGGAAGCCCACCAACAUGUAGACCCGAAUGUACAGUCAGUUCUGAUUGCCCUAGAAAUCAGGCUUGUAGUAACCAAAAGUGUAUUGACCCAUGCCCUGGUACUUGUGGCAUCAGAGCCCAGUGCCAAGUCAGUAAUCACAACCCUAUAUGCAGUUGCCCACUUCAAUAUAUGGGGGAUCCAUUCGUCAGAUGUACACCGAUUCCGGACGCUCCAGUUGUAAAGGUCAAUCCGUGCCAACCAUCUCCUUGUGGUCCCAAUGCACAAUGCCAAGUUGUCAAUGACUCGCCAUCAUGCUCCUGCCUAUCAGAAUUCAUAGGGUCACCACCAAAUUGUAGACCAGAGUGUGUUAGUAAUAGCGAAUGUUCCAGUCAUCUGGCAUGCAUUAAUCAAAAAUGCAGGGACCCUUGUCCUGGCUCGUGUGGAAAUAAUGCAGAAUGUCGGGUUGUCAGUCACACUCCAAUGUGUGUUUGCAUCGUAGGAUAUACCGGCGAUCCCUUCACACAUUGCACAAUCAAAGAAUCUGAUCCAAUAUAUGAAAAUAUUUCUCCGUGUUCACCAUCUCCAUGCGGUUCGAAUGCUAUUUGUAAAGAACAGAAUGGCGCAGGGUCCUGUACAUGUCUUCCGGAAUAUAUCGGCAAUCCAUACGAAGGAUGCCGCCCAGAAUGUGUAGUCAACUCCGAUUGUAUAUCGAGUCUAGCUUGCAUCAGAUCGAAAUGUCAGAAUCCUUGUCCGGGAACGUGUGGUCAGAACGCUGAAUGUCAAGUUAUAAAUCAUUUGCCAUCGUGCACGUGUAUUUCCGGUUUCACCGGAGAUCCGUUCCGCUAUUGCAGUCCAGUACAACAUCCAGUUGUAGAAGCAGAUCCUGGUGACCCAUGUAAUCCAUCACCUUGCGGUCCGAACAGUCAGUGUCGCGCCAUAAAUGGACAGGGUGUAUGCUCUUGUUUGCCAGAAUAUACGGGCAGUCCACCGAGCUGUCGGCCAGAAUGUGUUGUUAGCUCGGAAUGUUCUACGAAUAGAGCCUGUAUUAAUCAAAAAUGUGUUAAUCCUUGCCCAGCCCCUUGUGGCCUAAACACGAAUUGUGAAGUUACAAAUCACAGUCCGAUAUGUGCUUGCAAGCAAGGACAUACGGGUGAUCCAUUUACACGGUGUUUCCCAAUUCCAAAGCCGGUUCAAAAUAUAAAAACAGAUCGAAAUCCGUGUGUGCCAUCUCCGUGCGGACCUCAUUCCGAAUGUCGUGAUAUUGGAGGCUCACCAUCCUGCUCAUGUAUAUCAAAUUACAUCGGAAGUCCACCUAAUUGUCGACCUGAGUGUACCAUAAAUCCCGAUUGCCCUAGCAGUCAAGCAUGCAUGCGAGAAAAAUGCCAAAACCCCUGUGUAGGCUCAUGCGGCAUAGGAGCUCAAUGUAGUGUCAUAAAUCAUACUCCGACCUGCACUUGCCCUGACGGAUACACAGGAGAUCCUUUCAGUAAUUGCUACCCGAAACCUCCAAUGAUCGAUGAUCCAGAGCCUGACCCAUGUUAUCCUUCUCCAUGUGGCUCAAAUGCUGAAUGUAAUCAAGGAACAUGCACUUGCUUACCCGAAUACCAAGGCGAUCCAUAUGCGGGUUGUAGACCCGAAUGUGUUAUUAAUAUGGAAUGCCCGUUAAACAAAGCUUGCGUUCGUAACAAGUGUAUUGAUCCCUGUCCAGGAACUUGUGCACAAAAUGCACAAUGUAACGUCUAUAACCAUGUGCCUAUGUGCAGCUGCCCAUCUGGCAUGGAUGGAAACGCAUUUGUCUUGUGCUCUCCCAUGAGAGAUCCGAUCGUAUCAAACCCAUGUCAUCCAUCACCAUGUGGACCGAACAGCCAGUGUCGCACAAUAAAUGGACAAGCUGUAUGUUCGUGUGCUCCCACUUUCAUUGGAAGCCCGCCUUCUUGUAGACCAGAAUGUGUAGUGAGUUCAGAUUGUGGAAGAAAUGAGGCGUGCAGUAACCAAAAAUGUAUUGACCCAUGUCCUGGCACAUGUGGUCUUCGGGCACAGUGUCAAGUCAAUAACCAUAAUCCGAUAUGCAGCUGUCCACCAAGGUACACUGGUGAUCCAUUCGUCAGAUGCCAAGAAAUACUAGAUGAGCCGGUUAUCUAUGUAAAUCCUUGUCAUCCAUCACCUUGUGGUCCCAAUGCACAAUGUCAAGUGAUCAAUGAAUCUCCAUCUUGCUCUUGCUUACCACAAUUCAAAGGAGCACCACCCAAUUGUAGACCAGAAUGUCACAGUAAUAGUGAAUGCCCAUAUCAUCUGGCAUGCAUCAAUCGAAAUUGCAAAGAUCCUUGUCCCGGGGCUUGUGGUGCAAGUGCAGAAUGCCGUGUGGUCAGUCACACGCCAAUGUGUGUUUGUAUUGUUGGCUACACCGGCGAUCCCUUCACCCAAUGUCUCUUCAAACAACCUGACCCAAUUUUCGAGCAAAUGUCUCCAUGCACGCCAUCUCCAUGCGGCUCAAACGCCAUUUGCAAGGAACAAAAUAAUGUUGGAUCUUGUACAUGCUUGCCAGAGUAUAUUGGUAACCCUUACGAAGGAUGUCGCCCAGAAUGUGUCGUUAAUUCUGAUUGCAUAUCGAGUCUUGCUUGUAUACGUUCGAAAUGUCUGGACCCUUGCCCUGGAACGUGUGGUCAGAAUGCACAGUGUCAAGUUAUCAAUCAUCUUCCUUCAUGCACAUGCAUACCUGGAUUCACUGGAGAUCCCUUCCGUUAUUGUAGUCCUGUACAACCAACUGUAGUGGAAGCAGACCCUGCAGACCCAUGCAAUCCUUCACCAUGUGGGCCGAAUAGUCAAUGUCGCCCUAUAAAUGGUCAAGGUGUAUGCUCGUGCCUACCGGAAUACGUGGGAAGUCCUCCAGGUUGUCGACCAGAAUGUGUUGUGAGCUCGGAAUGUCCGAUAAACAGAGCCUGUAUUAAUCAAAAAUGCGUCAACCCGUGUCCUAAUCCAUGUGGCUUAAAUACAAAUUGUGAAGUGUUGAGUCACAGCCCAAUAUGCGCCUGUAAACCAGGGCACACUGGAGAUCCGUUUACUCGGUGCUUCCCUAUUCCAAAACCUACGCAGGACGUAAUACAAAUCAAAAAUCCGUGUAUACCGUCACCAUGUGGCCCUUAUGCGGAAUGUCGUGACAUUGGAGGAUCACCUUCUUGUUCGUGUUUGACCAAUUAUAUCGGGAGUCCACCUAGUUGUAGACCAGAGUGUACUAUAAAUCCUGACUGCCCCAGCAGUCAAGCAUGCAUGCGGGAAAAAUGUCGGGAUCCUUGUGCAGGGUCAUGUGGUAUAGGAGCGCAAUGUAGCGUAAUCAAUCACAUUCCGAUUUGUACUUGCCCAGAUGGAUACACAGGUGAUCCGUUCAGCAAUUGCUACCUAAAACCUCCAAUAAUCGAUGAUCCAGAGCCUGACCCAUGUUAUCCUUCUCCAUGUGGCUCAAAUGCUGAAUGUAAUCAAGGAACAUGCACUUGCUUACCCGAAUACCAAGGCGAUCCAUAUGCGGGUUGUAGACCCGAAUGUGUUAUUAAUAUGGAAUGCCCGUUAAACAAAGCUUGCGUUCGUAACAAGUGUAUUGAUCCCUGUCCAGGAACUUGUGCACAAAAUGCACAAUGUAACGUCUAUAACCAUGUGCCUAUGUGCAGCUGCCCAUCUGGCAUGGCUGGUAACGCAUUUGUCUUGUGCUCUCCUAUAAGAGAUCCGAUUGUCUCAAACCCAUGCAAUCCAUCGCCAUGUGGGCCGAACAGCCAGUGUCGCACAAUAAAUGGGCAAGCUGUUUGUUCGUGUGCACCCAGUUUUAUGGGAAGCCCUCCAUCUUGCCGACCAGAAUGUGUAGUAAGCUCGGAUUGUGAAAGAACCGAAGCAUGCAGCAAUCAAAAAUGUAUCGAUCCCUGCCCUGGUACUUGUGGCCUUCGAGCACAGUGUCAGGUUAAGAACCACAAUCCGAUAUGCAGUUGUCCACCAAGAUACACUGGUGAUCCAUUCGUCAGAUGCGAAUUGAUACUCGACACACCUGUGGAGCAUAUAAAUCCGUGCCAACCAUCUCCUUGUGGUCCCAAUGCACAAUGCCAAGUUGUCAAUGACUCGCCAUCAUGCUCCUGCCUAUCAGAAUUCAUAGGGUCACCACCAAAUUGUAGACCAGAGUGUGUUAGUAAUAGCGAAUGUUCCAGUCAUCUGGCAUGCAUUAAUCAAAAAUGCAGGGACCCUUGUCCUGGCUCGUGUGGAAAUAAUGCAGAAUGUCGGGUUGUCAGUCACACUCCAAUGUGUGUUUGCAUCGUAGGAUAUACCGGCGAUCCCUUCACACAUUGCACAAUCAAAGAAUCUGAUCCAAUAUAUGAAAAUAUUUCUCCGUGUUCACCAUCUCCAUGCGGUUCGAAUGCUAUUUGUAAAGAACAGAAUGGCGCAGGGUCCUGUACAUGUCUUCCGGAAUAUAUCGGCAAUCCAUACGAAGGAUGCCGCCCAGAAUGUGUAGUCAACUCCGAUUGUAUAUCGAGUCUAGCUUGCAUCAGAUCGAAAUGUCAGAAUCCUUGUCCGGGAACGUGUGGUCAGAACGCGGAAUGUCAAGUUAUAAAUCAUUUGCCAUCGUGCACGUGUAUUUCCGGUUUCACCGGAGAUCCGUUCCGCUAUUGCAGUCCAGUACAACAUCCAGUCGUAGAAGCAGAUCCUGGUGACCCAUGUAAUCCAUCACCUUGCGGUCCUAACAGUCAGUGUCGCGUUUCUAAUGGACAAGCUGUUUGUUCAUGCCUUCCUGAAUACUCAGGAAGUCCUCCAGGAUGUCGACCUGAAUGUGUUGUUAGCUCGGAAUGUCCAACAAGUAAGGCAUGCGUUAAUCGAAAAUGCGUCAACCCUUGCCCGACUCCUUGUGGUUUGAACACCAAUUGCGAGGUCUUGAAUCAUAGCCCUAUAUGUGCCUGCAAACAAGGAUUCAUCGGUGAUCCAUUUACACGAUGCUUCCCAAUGCCACAACCGCAAUCGACCCCUGAGCAAUAUAGAAACCCAUGUGCAUCAUCACCUUGUGGUCCGCAUGCUGAAUGCCGUGACAUUGGGGGGUCUCCCUCCUGUUCUUGUUUGCCAACUUACAUCGGCAGCCCACCGAACUGUAGACCCGAGUGUACGAUAAAUUCUGAUUGUACGAGCAGUACUGCUUGCAUCAGAGAAAAAUGCCGUGACCCUUGUCCUGGUUCUUGUGGCUUGGGUGCUCAAUGCGCGGUAAUCAAUCAUACGCCGAUGUGCACUUGCUUUGAGGGCUAUACUGGAGACCCAUUCAGUAACUGCUAUCCCAAACCACAAACACAACCAGAAGCUGACGAAACAGACCCUUGCAAUCCAUCUCCCUGUGGUCCAAAUGCUCAAUGCAGUAAAGGCACUUGCACUUGCUUGCCAGAAUAUCAAGGAGAUCCGUAUUCUGGGUGCCGCCCAGAAUGUGUACUCAAUACAGAUUGCCCGCUAGACAAAGCCUGUAAAAAUAACAAAUGUAUCGAUCCAUGCCCUGGUACUUGUGGUCAAAGUGCUCAAUGCAAUGUGUAUUACCAUGUUCCAAUGUGCAGUUGUCCAGCAGGCAUGACAGGAAAUGCAUUUGUAUUAUGUACGCCAUUCAGAGAACCCGUAGCUACACAUCCAUGCAAUCCAUCACCAUGUGGGAGCAAUAGUCAAUGUAGAGAAGUGAAUGGUUUGGCUGUUUGCACAUGUGUGAUAGGUUUUAUUGGCAGUCCUCCAUCAUGUAGACCAGAAUGUAUAGUCAGCACUGAUUGUUCUCAGUCUGAAGCAUGCAUAAACCAAAAAUGUAGAGAUCCUUGCCCAGGUACAUGCGGAAUCGCGGCGACGUGCCAAGUCAUAAAUCACAAUCCGAUCUGCAGUUGUCCACCACACUUAACUGGCGAUCCAUUCAUUAGAUGUUCACCAAAACUACAAGAUCCUAUCCCUGAGACAAACCCAUGUCAGCCUUCACCCUGCGGGCUGAAUGCCCAAUGUCAAGUCAUUAACGGCUCCCCGUCUUGCUCUUGCUUACCAGAAUUUAUUGGAUCGCCUCCUAAUUGUAAAUCCGAAUGUGUCACCAACAGCGAAUGUUCUAGUCAUCUCGCUUGCAUUAAUCGAAAAUGCAGAGACCCUUGUCCCGGAUCAUGCGGGUUAAAUGCUGAUUGCCAUGUGGUCAGUCACAUACCGAUGUGCAUUUGUAUUGUUGGCUACACAGGAGAUCCUUUCACUCAAUGUAACAUCGAGCAAAUUCAACCAAUGGCGAAUCCAUUGCCUUGCACUCCCUCGCCAUGUGGCUCCAAUGCUAUUUGCACGGAAAGAUAUGGCGCCGGAGCAUGUUCUUGCUUGCCAGAUCAUAUCGGAAAUCCAUAUGAAGGUUGUCGCCCAGAAUGUACAAUAAAUUCAGAUUGCGCUCAGAACAAAGCGUGCAUACGUUCAAAGUGUCAGGAUCCGUGCCCAGGAACUUGCGGGCAGAAUGCAGAGUGUCAUGUAAUAAACCAUCUUCCAUCUUGCAUUUGCAAUAUUGGCUUCACAGGAGAUCCAUUCCGAUACUGUAACAGAGUACAAGACACAAUUGUGGAAGCUGACCGAACUGAUCCAUGUUCACCAUCACCUUGUGGUCCAAACAGUGUUUGUCGUGAAAACAACGGCCAAGCCGUUUGUUCUUGUUUACCAACAUAUAGUGGUGCACCACCCAGUUGUAGGCCAGAAUGCGUAGUCAGUUCUGAAUGCCCCACGAACAGAGCUUGCAUAAAUCAGAAAUGUGUAGACCCUUGCCCGGAUCCAUGUGGAAGAAAUGCAAACUGCAAAGUUAUAAAUCAUAGUCCGAUAUGCAUUUGUAGACCAGGCUUCACGGGAGACUCGUUUUCAUCAUGCUUCCCCAUACCACGUCCACAAAUCGAGAAUCAACCACCUGUUCAAACGGAUCCUUGUUUACCGUCCCCAUGUGGACAGUAUUCGCAGUGUCGUGAUAUUGGCGGUGCACCAUCCUGUUCCUGUUUACCUACUUACAUAGGCACGCCACCAAACUGUAGACCGGAAUGUACGAUAAAUCCAGAAUGUACCAGUAAUAUGGCUUGUAUCCGUGAGAAAUGUAGAGAUCCAUGUCCCGGCUCUUGUGGUUUAGGCGCUCGAUGCGACGUUAUAAAUCAUACUCCAGUUUGUACAUGUCAAGAUGGUUACAUAGGAGACCCAUUCAUUAACUGCGUACCCAAAAGACCCGAAGUCUAUCCCAUAGAGCAGGAUUUAUGUAAUCCUUCACCAUGUGGUUCGAAUACAAUUUGCCAAGAAGGAACUUGUUCCUGCGUAGCGGAAUACCACGGUGAUCCAUACAUUGGAUGCCGACCAGAAUGCGUUGUGAACGAUGAUUGCGCUCGUGACAGAGCCUGCAUUCGAAACAAAUGCGUAGAUCCAUGCGUGGGUACCUGUGGUAUAAAUGCUCAGUGCAUAACAGCAAAUCAUGUGCCCAUGUGUAGCUGUCUACCAGGAAUGGUUGGAAAUGCUUUUACCCAAUGUUUACCAAUGCGAGACGAGAUUAUCAGGAAUCCUUGCUCGCCAUCACCAUGCGGACCAAAUAGUCAUUGCCAGGAAAUUAACGGCAUAGCAAUUUGCAAAUGUGUGCAAGGAUACGUGGGAAGUCCUCCUUCCUGUAGACCCGAAUGUACAAUCAGUUCCGACUGUGCGCAAAAUGAAGCUUGUAUUAAUCAGAAAUGCAAGGACCCUUGCCCUGGAACUUGUGGUCUCAGAGCACAAUGCUCAGUUAUCAGUCACAAUCCCAUAUGCACAUGUCCUCAAAGUCUGACAGGAGAUCCAUUCCUAUCUUGCACCCCAAUUCCUCAAGUACAACAAGAGCCGGUCGAUCCAUGCCAGCCAUCACCCUGCGGACCGAAUGCCCAGUGUCAAGUUAUAAAUCAGUCCCCGUCAUGCUCUUGCUUCAUUGAAUUCACUGGUUCUCCACCAAACUGUAGACCAGAAUGUGUCUCUAACAGUGAAUGCCCUAGUGACAAGGCAUGCAUCAACAAAAAAUGCAAAGAUCCUUGCCCAGGAUCAUGUGGAGCAAACGCUGAAUGCCACGUCUUCAGUCAUACACCGAUGUGCACUUGCAUUUCCGGUUAUACUGGAGACCCAUUUACGCAGUGUUCCGUACUACAACCCAAUAUCGAGGAAAGGCCAACGCCAUGCAGCCCAACUCCAUGUGGCGCAAAUGCAAUAUGCAAAGAAUUAGGCAGUGCUGGAUCAUGUUCAUGCUUACCUGAAUACAUUGGCAACCCGUACGAGGGAUGCAGACCAGAGUGUGUUAUGAAUUCUGAUUGUCCUUCAAAUUUAGCAUGCAUAAGAUCUAAGUGUCAAGAUCCUUGCCCAGGGUCUUGCGGUCAGAAUGCUCAUUGCCAAGUCAUAAACCAUGCACCAACCUGCACUUGCAUCGAAGGAUAUACAGGCGAUCCUUUCCGCUACUGCAACAUUUUCCAACCUAUUGUAAAUGAGGACGAAAAACGUGACCCUUGUAGGCCAUCUCCUUGCGGACCAAAUAGUGAAUGUCGCGUUAAUAAUGAUCAGGCAGUAUGUUCAUGUCUUCCAACAUACAAAGGCAGUCCUCCAGCCUGUCGACCUGAAUGCGUAGUUAGCUCAGAGUGUCUUUCAACUCGUACUUGUGUGAACCAACAAUGCAUAGACCCCUGUCCAGAACCAUGUGGUAGAAACUCGCAAUGCAAAGUAAUAAACCACAGCCCAAUAUGUUUCUGCAAAAACGGCUAUACGGGCGAUCCAUUUUCACAGUGUUUCCUCAUGAUGGAAGUCAAACCAUCAGAUCCACCAAUUAUGAGAGAUCCUUGUAUUCCAUCACCUUGUGGUGCAAAUGCUCAAUGCCGACCUGUUGGUGACACUCCUUCUUGCUCUUGUUUGGCAAAUUAUGUGGGCAGUCCACCAAAUUGUAGACCCGAAUGCACAAUCAAUGCUGAAUGUCAGAGCAAUAUGGCUUGUAUAAGAGAAAAAUGUAGAGAUCCAUGCCCAGGUUCAUGUGGUUUUAAUGCACAAUGCGCAACGAUCAAUCAUACACCAAUGUGCACAUGUCUUGAAGGUUAUACCGGAGAUCCAUUCACUCAAUGUAACCCGAAUCCAGUGCAGCCGGACCAACCACAAUAUACUGAUUUAUGUAACCCGUCACCAUGCGGUCCAAAUGCUCAAUGUGAUAAUGGAAUAUGUUCAUGUCUUCCUGAGCAUCAAGGAGACCCUUACGCAGGAUGUCGACCGGAGUGUGUUCUUAAUUCGGACUGUCCCCGUAAUAGAGCCUGCAUGCGUAACAAAUGUCUUGAUCCUUGUCCAGGAACAUGUGCCAGCAAUGCAAUUUGUAGUGUAAUAAAUCACAUACCCAUGUGUAGUUGUCCACAAGGAUUCGAAGGCAAUGCCUUCGUCUUGUGCUCACCAACGCGAGAUCCCGAAGUUUUGUCACCAUGUAAUCCGUCACCAUGUGGACCAAAUAGCCAAUGUCGAAGUAAUAAUGGCCAAUCAGUUUGUACUUGUGUACCUGGAUUUAUUGGAAGCCCACCAUCAUGCCGUCCAGAAUGUGUAGUCAGUUCUGAUUGUUCACAAAAUGAAGCUUGCAAUAAUCAAAAAUGCAGAAAUCCUUGCAUUGGAACAUGCGGCUUGGGCGCACUUUGCCAGGUUGUUAAUCACAACCCCAUAUGCCACUGUCCUGUUAGAUAUACAGGAGAUCCAUUCGUGCGAUGUUCACCUAUGCUUGAAACUCCGGUUGUGACAAUUGAUCCAUGUCAGCCAUCUCCUUGCGGUGCAAAUGCAAUUUGCCAAGUUAUCAAUGAUUCACCAUCGUGUUCAUGUUUACCUGAAUUCAUUGGAUCCCCACCAAAUUGUCGACCCGAAUGUGUGAGCAAUAGUGAAUGUCCUAGUCAUCAGGCAUGUAUCAAUCAAAAGUGCAAGGAUCCAUGUCCAGGUUCAUGCGGUGCUAAUGCGGAAUGCCGAACCGUAAGCCAUACCCCGAUGUGCUAUUGUGCCAUCGGACACACGGGAGAUCCAUUUACGCAUUGUUUCGUCAAGCCAUUUGAGGACCCUAUUGAUAAAAGACCAACCCCUUGUCUGCCAUCUCCAUGUGGUGCGAACGCAAUUUGUACAGAACGAAACGAAGCCGGUUCUUGCUCUUGUCUGCCCGAAUAUAUCGGAAACCCGUAUGAAGGCUGUAGACCAGAAUGUACUUUGAACUCAGACUGUCCAUCGAAUCUUGCUUGUGUCCGGGCUAAAUGUGUAGAUCCGUGUCCAGGAACUUGCGGUACGAAUGCAGAGUGUCGGGUAUCAAGUCAUGUUCCAAUAUGCUCCUGUUAUAUUUCCUACACCGGAGAUCCUUAUCGAUACUGUUCGCUACAACAGCCAGUUGUUGCGGAUGUGGAAAAAUCUGACCCCUGUGGUCAAGCAUAUUGUGGUCCAAAUAGUCAAUGUAGGGUAAUAAAUGACCAAGCCGUUUGCUCAUGUCUUCCAACGUACGUUGGUAGCCCACCGAAUUGUAGACCUGAAUGUGUUGUCAGUUCAGAAUGCCCUUCUAAUCAAGCAUGUAUACAACAAAAAUGCAAAAAUCCAUGUCCCACGCCAUGUGGCCAAAACGCAGAUUGCAGAGUUAUCAAUCAUGCUCCAUUAUGCAGCUGUAGACAAGGAUAUACAGGCGAUCCAUUUACCGUCUGUUUCCAAGCGCCAAUGACUUCUCCGGGUCAGGAUGAAAUAAUUCAAAGAGAUCCUUGUAUCCCAUCACCCUGUGGGCAGUAUUCAGAAUGUCGAAAUAUAGGUGGAGUUCCUUCAUGUUCAUGUUUAUCAAACUAUAUCGGAGCACCUCCGAAUUGCCGACCCGAAUGCACAAUCAAUCAAGAAUGUCCAAGCAACCUAGCUUGCAUGCGAGAAAAAUGUAGAGAUCCUUGUCCCGGUUCGUGCGGUUUACAGGCGCAGUGCCAUGUGAUGAAUCAUGUGCCAAUAUGCACUUGUAUACAGGGUUACACUGGUGAUCCAUUUACCAGUUGUUCCCCAACACCGCAUCAGAAUGUGCCUGUUGAACAAGAUCCAUGCAAUCCUUCCCCUUGCGGUCCAAACGCUCAGUGCGACAAUGGCAUUUGCACAUGCCAAUCCGAGUACCAAGGUGAUCCGUACUCAGGGUGCCGCCCAGAAUGCGUUCUGAACACGGACUGUCCGCUUAACAGAGCAUGUAUUAGGAACAAAUGUUUAGACCCUUGUCCAGGAACAUGUGGUCAAAGUGCCAUUUGCAAUGUCUAUAAUCACAUUCCUAUGUGUAGUUGCCCACCAGGAAUGACUGGAAAUGCAUUUGCACUUUGUUCUGUGCUAGAUGCGCCAAUUUAUACCGAUCCAUGCAUACCAUCCCCUUGCGGACCAAAUAGCCAGUGUCGACAGAGUAACGGCCAUGCAAUAUGCUCGUGUAUCGUUGGUUACGUAGGUUCUCCGCCAACUUGUAGACCGGAAUGUGCCGUCAGUUCAGACUGUGCUCAAAACGAAGCAUGUAAUAAUCAGAAAUGUCGUGAUCCAUGCCCGGGAACUUGCGGUAUCGGUGCGACUUGCAACGUUAUCAAUCACAACCCUAUUUGUAGUUGUCCCAGCAAUUUACAAGGAGAUCCAUUCAUUCGAUGUUCACCAAUCCCUGUGAAACCCGUGGAGCAUGUAAAUCCGUGCCAACCAUCACCUUGCGGUCCUAAUGCGCAGUGCCAAGUAAUUAAUGACUCACCAUCAUGUUCAUGCCUAGCUGAAUUUAUCGGUUCGCCACCUCAGUGUAGACCAGAAUGUGUUAGUAACAGCGAAUGCUCGUCUCACCUAGCAUGUAUCAAUCAGAAAUGUCAAGAUCCCUGCCCUGGCUCUUGUGGAUUUAACGCAAAUUGCCACGUUAUCAGUCAUACGCCGAUGUGCGUUUGCCCCAUCGGUCAUACCGGCGAUCCAUUUACGCAAUGUGUUCAACAAUUUGACAUGAUACCAAAUGAAACACCAACCCCUUGCAUUCCAUCCCCUUGUGGAGCGAAUGCCCAAUGUAGGGUGCAACAGGACGCUGGCUCCUGUACAUGUUUGCCAGAAUAUUUUGGUAAUCCUUACGAAGGAUGCAGGCCAGAAUGUGUGGUGAAUUCAGACUGUUCCUCUAACCGAGCAUGUAGCGGAUUAAAAUGUAAAGAUCCUUGCCCUGGAGCAUGUGGCCAAAAUGCACAAUGCCAUGUGCUAAAUCAUGCGCCAACAUGUACCUGUUUUGAAAGAUACACUGGUGAUCCAUUCCGAUACUGUCACCCAAUCAGAGAACCAACGAUUGCAGCUGACCCAGGCAAUCCAUGCGAGCCAUCCCCAUGUGGGCCAAAUAGCCAAUGUCGGGAAAUUAAUGGCCAGGCAGUUUGUUCGUGCAUGCCAACUUACAUAGGUAGCCCUCCAGCUUGUAGACCGGAGUGUUUAGUGAGUUCAGACUGUCCAUCGAGUCUGGCAUGUAUAAAAUCCAAGUGUGUCAAUCCUUGCCCUAAUCCAUGCGGAGCAAACACGAUGUGUAAUGUCAUAAAUCACAGCCCCAUAUGUAUUUGUAAGAAUGGAUUCACUGGAGAUCCGUUCACACGAUGUUUCGGAAUUCAAACCCCAGUCGAAAAUGACCAACCAAUCCAGAGAGAUCCUUGCUUCCCAUCACCGUGUGGUCCAUAUUCGCAAUGCCAGAAUAUAGGAGGAACACCGUCAUGUUCAUGUCUGUCUGAAUUCAUGGGCAGUCCUCCGAAUUGUAGACCUGAAUGUACAAUCCACCCCGAUUGUUCAAGCAACAAAGCUUGCAUGAAUGAAAAAUGUCGUGACCCAUGUGCGGGAUCGUGUGGAUUGAACGCAGUAUGUAGCGUAUUCAAUCAUAUUCCCGUGUGCACUUGCGCCGAAGGUUACACCGGAGAUCCAUUCAGUAACUGUUAUUACAAGCCACCAAUUAUAGAACACAUCGACAUAGAUAAAUGUAAUCCAUCACCAUGCGGUCCAAACGCAUUAUGUAACGAUGGAAUCUGUACUUGUCAACCUGAAUAUUUCGGCGAUCCAUAUACCGGAUGUAGACCGGAAUGUGUCCUGAAUACGGACUGCUAUCCCAACAAAGCAUGUGUGCGCAAUAAGUGUAUAGACCCAUGCCCUGGUACCUGCGGACAAAAUGCCCUGUGUAACGUUAUCAAUCACACUCCAAUGUGUAGCUGCCCACCCGGUAUGAGCGGAAAUGCAUUGUUCUCAUGCCAAACAGUAACAGCUCCUGUGAAUACAAGGCCAUGCAACCCAUCACCCUGCGGUCCUAAUAGCAUUUGCCGUGAGAUAAACGGCCAAGCGGUAUGUUCUUGUGCUCCCGAAUAUAUCGGGAGCCCUCCGUCCUGCAGACCAGAAUGUCUCGUUAGUUCUGAUUGUCCAAGGAGUGAAGCAUGUACGAAUCAGAAAUGUAGGGACCCAUGUCCUGGUACAUGUGGACUACAAGCAAUGUGUGCCGUAAUCAAUCACAAUCCUAUUUGCACAUGCCCUGAUCGUUAUACCGGCGAUCCGUUUAUCAGAUGUUCCGUAUUACCAAUCAAUGACCCCACUCCAGUUAAUCCGUGCCAACCUUCACCAUGCGGCUCUUAUGCGCAAUGCCAAGUUAUCAACGAAUCACCCUCGUGCUCUUGUUUACCACAGUACAUAGGGUCACCUCCGAAUUGUAGACCCGAAUGCGUUAGCAAUAAUGAUUGUCCAAGCCAUCAAGCAUGUUUCAAUCAAAAAUGUACAGAUCCAUGCCCUGGAACAUGUGGCGCAAAUGCAGAGUGUUAUGUCGUUAGUCAUACACCAAAUUGUGCGUGUUUGAAUUAUUACACCGGAAAUCCAUUCGUUCAAUGCUUCCAAGCUCAACUUGAUCUUAUUCCUGAAGAUAAACACUCUCCCUGUUCACCUACACCUUGUGGUUCAAACGCGAUAUGCAAAGAAUUGAACGGUGCCGGAUCUUGCACAUGUCUACCCGACUACCAAGGAAACCCUUACGAAGGAUGUAGACCUGAAUGUGUUAUUAAUUCGGAUUGCCCAUCUUACCAAGCCUGCAUUCAAUCAAAAUGUAAAGACCCCUGUCCAGGUGCUUGCGGUCAAAACGCGGAAUGUGCAGCGAUUAAUCACUUACCAUCUUGCAACUGUCGCUCAGGAUUUACUGGCGAUCCCUUUACGUUCUGUUCCAUCCAACAGCCAAUUUCUGACACACCAGAAAUAGUUGAGCCAUGCAACCCAUCACCUUGUGGACCCAACAGCCAGUGCAGAGUACUGAAUAAACAAGCAGUCUGCUCUUGCCUUCCCACAUACAUUGGCAGCCCACCAGCUUGUAGACCCGAGUGCGUCUCCAGUUCGGAAUGUUCAUCGCAAUUUGCAUGCGUGAAUCAAAAAUGUGUGGACCCUUGCCCUCGCCCAUGUGGUCUCCAAACUAACUGCGUCGUUGUAAAUCACAGUCCAAUCUGUAGUUGUUUACCUGGAUACAGUGGAGAUCCAUUUACUAGAUGCACACCUAUUCCAUCUCCUGAACCCCUAGUACCCGUUCAGUAUGAUCCAUGCGUCCCAUCUCCGUGUGGUAGUUUUGCUCAGUGCCGUAAUAUCGGUGGCACUCCAGCUUGUACUUGCCUGAACAAUUACAUUGGACAACCGCCGAACUGUAGGCCAGAAUGUACCAUCAAUGCCGAGUGCCCGAGCAAUCAAGCGUGCAUUAACGAAAAAUGUAGAGAUCCUUGUCCUGGAUCGUGUGGUUUUGGAGCUCAGUGCGCUGUUGUAACACACACUCCAAUGUGCAUAUGUCCUGAAGGUUACACGGGAGAUCCAUUCACAAGCUGCAGCCCGCGUCCGCCACUCCCUGUUGACCCAGUGCCAGUGGAUAAGUGUAAUCCGUCACCGUGCGGUCCAAAUGCUGAAUGUAACGACGGCAUUUGCACUUGUUUAUUAGAAUACCAAGGAAAUGCAUACGCUGGUUGUAGACCUGAAUGUGUACUGAACGCAGAUUGCCCUCGUGACAAGGCUUGUCUCCGCAAUAAAUGCAAAGAUCCUUGUCCCGGGGCCUGUGCUAGUAACGCUCUAUGCACUGUCAUAAAUCAUGUACCGAUGUGUAGUUGCCCAGAGAACAUGAGCGGCGAUGCUUUCAGUCACUGCGUCCCAAUAGAAGUACUGGUUCCAUCAAACCCAUGCAGCCCAACACCUUGCGGACCCAGUAGCGAAUGUCGCGUCAUAAAUGGACAAGCUGUUUGUUCUUGCAUUAGUGGUUACGUUGGUAGUCCUCCAACUUGCCGACCAGAAUGUGUAGUGAGCACAGAUUGUCCCCAAAAUGAAGCUUGCAGUAACCAAAAGUGCAAAGAUCCUUGCCCUGGAACAUGUGGAAUAAAAGCUAAAUGCGAAGUCGUUAAUCACAAUCCAAUCUGCAGCUGUCCUAUACGAUUCACCGGCGACCCCUUCAUCAGAUGCACACCAAUUUUGGACGAACCAGCGCAAACCGUGAACCCAUGCCAACCGUCACCCUGUGGCCCCAAUGCCCUGUGCCAGGUCAUAAAUGAUUCUCCAUCCUGUUCGUGCUUACCAGAAUUCACAGGAUCUCCACCAAACUGUAGGCCAGAAUGUAGCAGUAAUAGUGAAUGCCCUAGCCACUUGGCAUGCAUUAACCAAAAAUGCAAGGAUCCUUGCCCUGGCUCUUGUGGAGCUAAUGCCGAGUGUCGCGUUGUUAGUCAUACUCCCAUGUGUGUAUGUAUGAAUUCCUACACCGGAGAUCCUUUCACGCAGUGCACUUUCAGGGAUCCAUCACCGCCUACGCAACCCGACAGGCCUUGUCAGCCUUCUCCAUGCGGUGCAAAUGCCAUAUGCAAAGAGCUCAAUGGAGCAGGGUCUUGUUCUUGCAUUCCAGACUAUUUUGGAAAUCCGUACGAAGGCUGCCGACCAGAAUGUGUCCUAAACUCCGAUUGCUCGUCAAAUCAAGCAUGCAUUUAUUCAAAAUGUAAAGAUCCUUGUCCAGGAACAUGCGGACAUAACGCAGAAUGCCAAGUCAUUAAUCAUCUGCCAAUGUGCACUUGCUUCGCAAGAUACACAGGCGAUCCCUUCAAUUAUUGCACCCUUAUCAUUGAAGAUACCCAGCCAACUGUCUCUGACCCAUGCAACCCAUCGCAAUGUGGCCCAAACAGCAAAUGUCGCGUUAUAAAUGGCCAGGCAGUUUGCUCAUGUUUGCCUGAGUAUAUGGGAAGUCCGCCAGCAUGUCGUCCAGAAUGUGUUGUUAGCUCGGAAUGUCCAACAAAUCGGGCAUGUAUUAACAAAAAAUGUAUCGAUCCAUGCCCAGGAACAUGUGGUACGAAUUCAAGAUGUGAAACAAUAAAUCACAGCCCGAUCUGUAGCUGUCAACAAGGUUACACAGGAGAUCCGUUCGUUACCUGUUUCAAAAUACCUCUUGAUCAACCACCUGAACAACCGUCGUAUGUCAACCCCUGCGUACCUUCACCGUGUGGUCAGAACUCAGAAUGUCGAGACAUUAAUGGUCAAGCAUCUUGUGCUUGUUUGGCGAGUUUCAUUGGAUCGCCGCCUAAUUGUAGACCAGAAUGUACGAUAAAUUCUGAUUGCCCGAGUAACGAAGCAUGUCUGCAAUCAAAAUGUAGAGAUCCGUGUCCUGGUUCUUGCGGAAUAGGUGCUGAAUGUAAUGUGUUUACCCAUACGCCGAUGUGUACUUGUCUUCAAGGUUACACCGGAGAUCCGUUUACGAGAUGUACACCAAUUUUGGUCACACCGAAAGAUCCACUGCCUGUUGAUCCUUGCUCCAGAUGUGGGGCAAAUACGCAAUGUCUGAAUGGUAUCUGUACCUGUUUGUCCGACUUCCAAGGCGAUCCAUUCAUAGGCUGUCGCCCAGAAUGUGUUUUGAAUAAUGAUUGUUCACGUACUGAUGCAUGCAUAAGAAACAAAUGCAAAGAUCCUUGUAUCGGAACGUGUGGCCAAAACGCGUUGUGUAGUGUUGUCAAUCACGUUCCAAUUUGUACUUGUCCAUCUGGUACAUCUGGUAAUGCAUUCGUCGCUUGCUCUCCCGUGGAAGUACCAACUCAAUCUGACCCCUGCAAUCCAUCACCGUGUGGGUCAAACAGUCAGUGUCGCCGAAUUAACGGACAAGCCGUUUGCUCUUGUAUUCCUGGUUACAUGGGUAGUCCACCAAGUUGUAGACCGGAAUGUAUUCUUAGUUCUGAUUGUGCACCAAACAAGGCAUGCAGUAACCAAAAAUGCAUAGAUCCUUGUCCAGGCACUUGUGGAAUGAGAGCUAUUUGCAAUGUCGUAAAUCACAAUCCAAUAUGCAGUUGUCCACCAGACCUAACUGGCGAUCCAUUUGUUAGAUGUACUUUGAUACAAAAAGAUCCGGAACCUCCGAUAGACCCAUGUCGACCAUCCCCAUGUGGUCCGAAUGCUCAGUGUCAAGUAAUAAAUGACUCACCUUCGUGCUCGUGUCUGCCAGAGUUCACUGGAUCUCCACCACAGUGUAGACCAGAAUGUGUCAGUAAUAGCGAAUGCUCAACACACUUAGCUUGCAUCAAUCAAAAGUGUAGAGAUCCUUGUCCAGGAUCAUGUGGAGCUGAUGCUGAUUGCAGAGUAAUAAGUCAUACGCCUAUGUGUGUCUGUGCAAUAGGUUUUACUGGGGAUCCGUUUACGCAGUGCAUUCAAAAGCAAUAUGAGCCAACUGUUGAGGAGAAACCAACGCCGUGUGUACCAUCUCCAUGUGGGUCUAAUGCGGUGUGUCGUGAAGCAAAUGGAGCAGGAUCUUGUACAUGUUUGCAAGAUUAUAUUGGAAACCCAUACGAAGGUUGUCGCCCAGAAUGUGUGAUCAACUCUGAUUGCACAUCUGACAGAGCUUGUAUCAGAUCGAAAUGUCAAAACCCAUGCCCAGGAACUUGUGGACAAAAUGCUUUGUGCCAAGUAAUCAACCACUUACCAUCCUGCACCUGCCAGUCUGGUUAUACCGGAGAUCCGUUCCGUUAUUGCAACGUCGUAAUCGUAGAAAAUCAGCCUAGUGAUCCGUGCAAUCCUUCACCUUGCGGACCAAAUAGUCAAUGCCGUGAAGUUAACGGCCAGGCUACUUGCUCAUGCUUGCCGACUUACUUGGGAAGUCCACCAUCAUGUAGACCGGAGUGUGUCGUUAGUUCUGAAUGUCAAUCGAACCGUGCUUGCGUUAAUCAAAAAUGUGUUGACCCAUGUCCAGGAAUCUGCGGGCAAAAUGCGCGGUGCGAUACGAUCAAUCAUAGUCCUAUUUGCAGUUGUAAUCAAAGAUACACUGGCGAUCCAUUUGUAAGAUGCUUUGAAAUCCCUGUCGGGACACCGUCACCUCCAGAGGAUAGAUAUCCAUGCGCACCGUCACCUUGUGGACCUUAUUCUAUGUGUCAAGCUGUCGGUAAUCUGCCGUCCUGCACAUGUUUGCAAAAUUAUAUUGGUUCACCUCCAAACUGUAGACCAGAGUGUACAAUCAAUUCCGAAUGUGUUAGUAACAAAGCAUGUAUGAGAGAAAGGUGUAGGGACCCAUGUCCUGGAUCUUGUGGAAUAAGUGCACAAUGCAACGUCAUCAAUCACACUCCAACAUGUACUUGCCCUGAAGGAUAUACUGGAGAUCCUUUCGAUUAUUGUUUCCCGAAACCAUCACCUCCCUUAGACACUCCGUUGGAUCUCUGCAAUCCUUCGCCCUGUGGAUCAAACGCACAGUGCUCAAAUGGAACUUGUACUUGCUUAACGGAAUACCGCGGAGAUCCUUACUAUGCAUGCCGCCCAGAAUGCGUACAAAAUAACGAAUGUACUUUUGACAAAGCGUGUAUUCGCAACAAAUGCGUCGACCCUUGCCCUGGAGUUUGUGGUCAAAAUGCCGAGUGUGCAGUCGUAAAUCACGUUCCAAUGUGCAGUUGUAGCAGUGGAACAACUGGAAACGCUUUCAUUCUUUGUUCACCAGUCAAAGCACCAGAAAUUCAACAUCCAUGCAAUCCGUCACCAUGUGGUCCGAAUAGUCGUUGCCAGGAAAUUAACGAUCAAGCCGUAUGCACUUGCGUUAUUGGGUUCAUCGGCAACCCGCCAGCUUGUCGACCAGAAUGUGUCAUCAAUUCUGAUUGCGAUCAAAACGAGGCUUGCAUUAAUCAGAAAUGCAAAGAUCCUUGCCCGGGAACAUGCGGAGUUUCGGCUCGUUGUCAAGUAGUUUAUCACAAUCCGAUUUGUAGCUGUCCACCUAGUUAUACCGGUGAUCCAUUCAUAAGAUGCACUCCAAUGCCCGACGUCUACGAUGAACCGAAAAAUCCAUGUCAACCAUCACCUUGUGGCCCUAAUGCCCUCUGUCAAGUGAACAAUGAUUCACCAUCUUGUUCCUGUUUGUCGGACUUUAUCGGAACACCACCAAAUUGCAGACCAGAGUGCAUAAGCAAUAACGAUUGUUCUAAUAACUUGGCAUGUAUCAAUCAGAGGUGUAAGGAUCCUUGUCCGGGAUCCUGCGGUGCUAACGCAGAGUGUCGCGUAGUCAGUCAUACACCAAUGUGUGUUUGUACCGUCGGGUAUACUGGCGAUCCUUUCACCCAAUGUAUUAUAAAGCAAGCUGAACCAGUUACUCCACCAACACCGUGUGUUCCAUCUCCUUGUGGAACGAACGCAAUUUGCAAAGAACAAAACGGUGCUGGUUCUUGUAUGUGCUUAGCGGAAUAUAUUGGAAAUCCAUAUGAAGGCUGCCGACCAGAAUGUACUAUCAAUUCAGACUGUGUGCCCAGUCUUGCAUGUAUCAGAUCCAAGUGUCAAGAUCCUUGCCCAGGGACAUGUGGUAGAAACGCACAAUGCCAAGUUGUCGGACAUUUACCUUCAUGCACAUGCAUCUCGGGAUACACUGGAAAUCCAUUCAGUUAUUGCAACCCCAUACUUCUUCCAGAACCGACAGUUGAGCGCGAUCCAUGCAAUCCGUCUCCUUGUGGACCAAACAGCCAAUGUCAAGUGAGAAAUAGCCAAGCCGUUUGCACAUGUUUACCAUCAUUUAUCGGAAGUGCUCCGAAUUGUAGACCUGAGUGUGUCGUUAGUUCCGAAUGUCAAUCUCAUCUCGCUUGCAUAGAUAGAAAAUGUCAAGAUCCGUGCCCGGGUACUUGUGGACACAAUGCACAAUGCAGAGUUCUCAAUCACAGUCCCAUAUGCAGUUGCGAAAGUGGAUUGACCGGCGAUCCAUUCAGUCAUUGUUACCUAAUGCAAGAUAUUACACCAGACAAAGAGUAUCCAAAGAAUCCAUGCAUUCCUUCGCCAUGUGGGCCUAAUGCAAUGUGCCAGGCCGUUGGUGAUAGCCCAUCCUGUACUUGCAUAAACAAUUACAUCGGGCAACCGCCUAAUUGCCGACCAGAAUGCUUGAUCAAUGCUGAUUGUACAAGUAACAAAGCUUGCAUGAGGGAAAAAUGCCGUGACCCAUGCCCAGGCUCAUGUGGCUUUGGAGCUCGAUGCAGUGUUAUUUCUCACAUUCCUGUUUGUACUUGUCCAGACGGUUACACGGGUGAUCCGUUUAAUAACUGUUACCCGAAACCACCACCACCCAUUGACAACCCCGUCGACCGCUGUUAUCCAUCACCCUGUGGUUCAAAUGCACAGUGCAAUGACGGUAGCUGUACAUGUUUACCUGAAUACUUUGGUGACCCGUACUUGGGAUGCCGUCCAGAAUGUGUUUUGAACGAUGAUUGUUCUCGCGAUCGAGCAUGCAUACGUAACAAGUGCAAAGAUCCUUGCCCUGGUACCUGUGGCACCAACGCCGAGUGUAAUGUGGUUAAUCAUUUACCGAUGUGUAGCUGUCCUCGUAAUAUGAGCGGAAAUGCAUUUGUACUAUGUUCGCCACUACAAGAUCCGAUCCCUAGAAAUCCUUGUCAGCCAUCUCCAUGUGGACCUAACAGCCACUGUCAAAUAGUGAACGGCCAAGCCGUUUGCUCAUGUAUCCCAGGUGUAAUCGGAUCACCACCUACGUGCAAGCCGGAAUGUGUGAUAAGUUCCGAUUGCGCUCAAAACAGAGCUUGUAAUAAUCAAAAGUGCAUCGACCCGUGCCCAGGAACUUGUGGUGUGUCAGCGCAAUGUGUCGUUGUGAAUCACAAUCCUAUUUGUAGUUGCCCGUCACAGCUUAUCGGCGAUCCGUUCGUACGAUGCUACCCACAACCCAAAGAACCGGAAAUACCGAAGAAUCCUUGUGAACCAUCUCCAUGUGGACCGAAUGCAAGAUGCGAAGUCGUGAAUAAUAAUCCCUCUUGCUCUUGCCUCGUUGAAUUUAUCGGAACCCCACCUAAUUGCAGACCUGAAUGUAGUAGUAACAGUGAAUGCUCUAGUCAUCUAGCAUGUAUUAACCAGAAAUGUAGAGAUCCAUGUCCCGGUUCUUGCGGAGUGAAUACCGAAUGCCGAGCGAUAAGCCAUACUCCAAUGUGUGUUUGCGCUAGUGGAUUCACUGGUGAUCCGUUCGUGCAAUGUAGUCCUCACAAGAUCGAACAUAUACCUCAAGAUCAAAUAUCUCCAUGUUCACCAUCGCCAUGCGGUUCCAAUGCGGUGUGUAAAGAAUCGAACGGUGCAGGGUCUUGCAUAUGCUUGGCAGAAUAUAUUGGCAAUCCUUACGAAGGUUGCAGACCGGAAUGUGUCAUAAAUUCUGACUGUGCAUCUGACAAGGCUUGUAUUCGUUCGAAAUGUCAAGAUCCAUGUCCAGGAACUUGCGGUCAGAAUGCCGAUUGCCAAGUCAUCAAUCACACACCAUCGUGUACUUGUCGAGCUGGUUACACUGGCGAUCCAUUCCGCUAUUGUAACGUUUUAACGAUUCGGCCUGUCGAUAGGGACCCUUGCAGUCCCUCACCAUGUGGGCCAAACAGUCAAUGUAGAGUGUCAAACGGGCAGUCUGUGUGUACCUGUUUACCAGAAUAUCUUGGAAGCCCACCAUCGUGUAGACCAGAGUGUAGAGUUAGCUCGGAGUGUCCGACGAAUCGUGCUUGUGUUAAUCAGAAAUGUGUUGAUCCGUGUCCAGGAAUUUGUGGUAUUAAUGCGAGAUGUGAAACCAUAUAUCAUAGUCCCAUUUGCAGUUGCAACUCGGGUUACACCGGUGACCCAUUCGUGAGAUGCUUCGACAUUCCUCAACCCGAUGAAAUUCCGCGAACAAACCCAUGCCAUCCGUCACCCUGUGGGCCGUUCUCUGAAUGUAGACCGGUCGGAGACACGCCGUCUUGUUCUUGUUUGCAAAAUUACAUCGGUUCACCACCCAACUGUCAUCCCGAAUGCACAAUAAGUGCUGAAUGUCCAAGUAACAGAGCUUGUAUCAGGGAAAAAUGUAACGAUCCAUGUCCCGGCUCAUGCGGUUUAGGAGCGCUAUGCAACGUCGUCAAUCACACCCCUAUGUGCGUUUGCCCCGAAGGUUUUGAAGGAGAUCCAUUCAAUAGAUGUCUUUUCAAAAUGCCACCGAUACGACCGCCAACACCGUCAGACCCUUGCAAUCCAUCACCCUGUGGAUCUAAUGCAAGAUGCGAUAAUGGUUCAUGCAGUUGUUUGCCCGAAUAUUUCGGUGACCCGUAUUACACUUGCCGUCCAGAGUGUGUCCUGAACACAGAUUGUGCCUUUAACAAAGCGUGCAUACGCAACAAAUGCGUCGACCCUUGCCCUGGCGUAUGCGGACAAAAUGCAGAGUGUGCGGUCAUAAAUCAUACACCAAUGUGCAGUUGUCUGCCAAACUAUGAAGGAGAUCCCUUCAGAUUUUGUCAGAUCGUGCCAAAAAUGGACAGAGUAGAUCCCUGUAACCCGUCGCCUUGCGGACCAAACAGUAUUUGCCGCGAACUUUCCGAACAAGCUUCGUGCUCAUGUGUACCUGGCUAUUUCGGAGUACCACCUGCUUGCAGACCUGAAUGUUCAGUGAGCUCAGAUUGCGAGCAAAAUAGAGCGUGCAUAAACCAAAAAUGUCAAAACCCUUGCGCAAAUACUUGCGGCCAGUAUGCUCUCUGUACCGUACACAAUCACAACCCAAUCUGUAGCUGCCCGGAAAAGUACACCGGAGAUCCCUUCGUAUAUUGUACAGCUAUAAAAAAAGAACCUGUCUACGAUGCUGAACCGAAGAACCCUUGUUACCCAUCACCCUGCGGACCAAAUGCCCAAUGCACGCCAACUGCCGCCAAUACACCCUCGUGUUCCUGUAUACCAUCUUACUUGGGAGUCCCACCGAAUUGUAGACCCGAAUGUGUUGUCAAUGACGAGUGCCCCGUACGACAAGUCUGUAUUAACAGAAAAUGUAGCGAUCCCUGCAUAGGAUUAUGCGGAAAUAAUGCGUUAUGUGAUGUUACCAUGCAUCAACCAAGAUGCUCUUGUCCCCAAGGAUACACAGGAGACCCAUUCACAAUUUGUUCGAUUGUGCCAUCUCAACCAGAUACACCGAUCACUCCGAUAAGGCCUUGCAGUCCAUCGCCGUGUGGAGCAAACGCAUACUGCCGGGAAAGUUACGGUUCAGCUAUAUGCGAAUGCCUGCCAGAGUACAGAGGUAACCCGUACGAAGCAUGCAGACCGGAAUGUUCCAUCAACAGCGACUGUCCGAUGUCGUUAGCCUGCAUACAAAAGAAAUGCCGAGAUCCUUGCCCAGGUACUUGCGGCAUUGGUGCGAUAUGCAGAGUCUCGAACCACGUGCCUGUUUGCUCUUGUCCACCGCAAACCACCGGUGAUGCGUUCAGAAUAUGUCAAGCUAUCGCCCAAGACCGAAGAGACCCAUGCAAUCCAUCGCCUUGUGGGCCGAAUGCCAUAUGCCAGAACCACGAAAAUACUGUUGUCUGCAUCUGUCCACCGGGUCUUCUCGGUGAACCAACGAGCGUUAGUGGUUGUAGACCAGAGUGUGUACUCAGUUCCGAUUGCCCUGGAGAUAGAGCUUGCAUAAAUACAAAAUGCGUCGAUCCAUGCUUGAGGAAUGUUUGUGGUUUCGGAGCGGUUUGCAAAGCUGUUAAUCACAGUCCUCUGUGUAGCUGCCCCGAACCAAUGGUUGGAAAUCCAUUCGUUGAAUGUCAUGAAGCUAAAACUAUUGAUCCGUGCAAUCCAUCUCCAUGUAACGCAAACGGAGAAUGCAGGGUGAGAAACGGAGCGGCCGUUUGCAUAUAUCCGGAAUGUGUUAUCAAUCAAGAUUGCCCACGAGACAGAGCCUGCUAUUCGCAGAAAUGUAGAGAUCCUUGCAUAGGAGCGUGCGGUAUCAAUUCGCUGUGUCAAACCAUCAAUCACCAAGCCCAAUGUUCUUGCCCUAGUGGUUACGUGGGCAACGCGCAGAUUCAAUGCAGGAUACCCAUCAUAACGGAUGAUCAACCAAAACCCGAAUGUACACGAAAUGAAGACUGCGCGAAUGACAAAGCUUGCCUCGAGCAGAGAUGCGUGAACCCCUGCAGUUUGAAUUCAUGUGGGCAAAAUAGCGCUUGUCAUGUCCAAUUGCACAGAGCUAUUUGUGUCUGUAACGAUGGAUUCACUGGUAACCCGCAACAGAAUUGUUACGAACUUGGAUGCCAAAGUGAUGACGAAUGUUCGCUUAGUCAGACUUGUUACAACAAGGAAUGCAUCGAUACCUGCCUAGUCACGCAGUGCGGAACAUAUGCUAUGUGUCGUCCUGAUGGAUAUCACAGAGCACAUUGUUACUGUCCCGAAGGAUAUAUCGGAGAUGCUUAUCAACAAUGUGAAAGACCAGAAUGCAUCGCAAACAGCGAUUGCGCUUCAUUUUUAGCCUGCCGUAACACAAGAUGUGUAGAUCCUUGUGACUGUGCACCCUCUGCCCAAUGUUCGGUUCUCAAUCAUCAGCCAACUUGUAGAUGUCCACCUGGAUACAGCGGUGAUCCUCACAGGGCCUGUACCUUAGAAUCGAUACCUACACCUCCAGAAUGUUACACGGACGCAGAUUGUCCCAGUAAAAUGGCAUGCUUUGGUGGAACCUGCAAAGACCCUUGUGCCCAAUCACAACCUUGUGGCACUAACACAAAAUGCACUGUAAUUGAGACUCUACCAAUGAGGACAAUGAUUUGUGAAUGUUUGCCAAACUUUAUUGGUGAUGCAAAUGUUGCCUGUUCACCAGUUGAAAAAACUGUUGAACUUGGCUGCAAAUCUGACUCCGAUUGUGCUCCAACCACGGCUUGCCUCAACCGCCAAUGCGUGAAUCCAUGCACCACAAGACCUUGUGCGACUUCCGCUGAAUGUUACGUUGAAAAUCAUAGGCACACAUGUCAGUGCCCAUCAGGGUUCAUCGGUGAUCCGAUGCUGAACUGUUACAGAGAAACAAUUAUCCUGCCGGAGUGCACGUCAGAUGCUGAAUGCUCUUCGAACCAGGCAUGUUUGAACAAACGCUGCCAAGAUCCGUGCUUGGGUAAUCCUUGCGGGUCAAAUGCAGAAUGCCUCACAGUAAAUCACCACCCAACAUGCCACUGCCAGCAAGGAUUUGCCGGAGAUCCACAAGUUCUCUGCUUCAGACCUGAGUGCAAGACUGACAACGAUUGCCCCAUGGAUAAGACAUGCCGAAAUACCAAUUGUGUCAGUCCUUGUUCAAGCGAUGAACUAAUUUGUGGCCGCGGUGCGGAAUGUAGAGUUUUCUCUCACAGAGCUCAGUGUACUUGUCCACUGGGUACUCAAGGAAAUCCGUUGGUGGCUUGCAUAACAGGAAUUUGUCAUUACAACGAAGACUGCGCGGAUCAUGAGGCGUGUGACAGGCUGAAUAGAGUCUGCAGACCUGUUUGCGACGAAGAUACUUGCGCAGAAACAGCGACUUGUCUUGCACGAGACCAUCAACCGAAAUGUGUUUGUGCCCCAGGAACGAGAGGAAAUCCAUACGUAGAAUGUUCAGGGCCAACGCCAGGACCAGACCAAGGUUUACCAGGGUGCAGAGAGGAUAGUGAAUGUCCAUCGGGCUUAGGAUGCAUCAAUGCCAGGUGUCAAGAUCCUUGCGCUUCUGCAAACAUGUGUAGCAUUGACCAACAGUGCAGAGUCUUGGAUACAUUACCGUUGCGCACAAUGAUAUGCCAGUGCCCGCCAGACACCAUCACUGACGACAACGGCAAUUGCAAAAGAAUUGUGCUAAAUGACGUCGAAUGUUACUCAGAUCAAGAGUGUCGUGAUUUUGAGAAAUGCGCGAAUGGCAGAUGCCACGAAGCCUGUCGUUUGGCUCAAUGCGGUAUCAAUGCUCAAUGUAAAUCUACAUCUCACAACGCCCAAUGCUCCUGCGCUCCUGGAUAUACAGGAAAUGCAUUAUACGAGUGCACGAAUGAAGGCAGAGAACCUGGCCCAGAAAGUCAACCAGAGUGUUCAACUAACGAUGAAUGUGCGAGGGAUAGGCAAUGUAUAAACUCGCUCUGCGUGAAUCCAUGCAUAGUGAGUGAUCCGUGCGGACAAAACGCCUUAUGUCACGUAGAUAACCACAGCCCAGUAUGCAAGUGUCCUAUAAACUAUAUGGGAGAUCCUAGGACGCAGUGCAUUCCACCUGCACUCAUUCUCGGCUGUUUAUCGCACAGUGAGUGCGCCGGCAGUGAAGCCUGCGUUGAACGUCUUUGCACAAAUCCUUGCAACUGUGGACCAAAUGCCAAAUGUACAGUCACCAAUCAUUACCCAUCGUGUUCUUGUCCUCCAGGAUACUCUGGAAAUCCACAGCUCGGGUGUACCAAAGUUGAAUGCGAGACAAACAGCGAUUGUGGCUACACGGAUACGUGCUACAAUAGCCAAUGUAUAAACCCAUGCCUGAUUGAGAACAAUUGUGCCAUAAACGCUGAGUGUUACGGUGACAAUCAUCGGUCAGCCUGUCGAUGUGGAGCAGGAUUCUACGGAAAUCCGAAGAUACUUUGCGAGAGAGCAGAGUGCAGCAGCGAUUUCGAUUGCCCUCAGAACCUCGCUUGUCAAAAUAUGCGAUGCAUAGAUCCUUGCACCGAUGAAUCACCCUGUGCCCAGAACGCCGUAUGCUACGUGCAGAAUCAUGCUGCGUCAUGUCGCUGCCCGGAACACCUUCCUACUGGAAAUCCGUACUCAUAUUGCGAGAAGACACGUCAACCUUCUCAGGAAUCACCAGAAUGCACUCGUGACGUGGACUGCCCUAGCAAAUUGGCCUGCAUCAGGGAUACCUGUCAGAAUCCAUGCGCGAUCAUUAGACCGUGCUUGGAAAAUGCUCGAUGCGACGUCUUAGACACCACCCCGGUACGAACUAUGACCUGCACGUGUCCUGAAGGAUGGAUCACCGACUCUGAUGGAAUAUGUAGACCAGUGGUCUUGGGAAUCACUCCUAGCUGUACCACGGAUGAUGAUUGUGGUCAACGUGAGUCGUGUAUAAACAGACAAUGCCGCGAUCCUUGUAACUGCGGAAAGAACGCUGCGUGCUACGUUAAAAAUCAUAAACCGGUUUGCUCAUGUGAACAAGGAUACCAAGGAGAUCCAAAUACUGCUUGCUAUUCAGUCGAAUGCAGAGGAGAUUCCGAUUGCACGGAUGACAAGUCUUGCGUAAAUAACAACUGCGUAAACCCAUGUUUGUUAUCCAGUCCAUGUGCAGCAAACGCUGAAUGCUACGCAGCUAAUCACGUUACCAAUUGCCGCUGCCGUAGCGGGUAUUACGGAAAUUCAUCGGAGAGAUGCUUGGUGAUCGGUUGUUACAGCAACAGCGAAUGCCCCGACGAUCAUGCGUGCAUCAAUAUGCAAUGUAUCGAUCCGUGUCUUCGCGACCGACCUUGCUCACCACUCGCUGAGUGCAAUGUUCAAAAUCAUUUGCCGAUUUGCCGAUGCCCUCCGCAGUACAAUGGUAAUCCAUACGUUAAUUGUCAGCCCAUAGAGGAACCGGAAUGUAAACAGGAUAGCGAUUGUCCGACUAGACAGGCAUGUCUCAAUCAAAAAUGUCAAGAUCCAUGUCCCGUCAUUCAGCCUUGUCAAGAUCCAUCCGAAUGUAGAGUUCUUUCAACAUUCCCUGUACGAACGAUGGUUUGCGUAUGUCCAAGUGGCUAUGUGAGCAGCGGAAGUGGUACUUGCGAACCGUUGAAACCGAUUAUACCAAUUGGAGAAUGUACCAGAGAUACGGAUUGUGCUUCCGACAAGGCGUGUAUUAAUGCAGUCUGUAGAGAUCCGUGUGAUUGCGGGGCGUACGCGAUAUGUAGCGUUACUAAUCAUAAACCAAUCUGUUCCUGCGAGGAAGGGUAUGAUGGAAAUCCAGAGAUUCAGUGCGCUAGAGUUGUUGGUUGCCGAUCCGAUAAUGAAUGCAGUGGAACUCACGCUUGUGUCCAACGUAGUUGUGUGCCAGUGUGCUCACCUGAAAUAACAACUUGUGGAAAAGGAGCCGAAUGUCAGGGUGUAAAUCACAGAGGAAUCUGUGAGUGCCCACCAGGACUGGGUGGCAAUCCUACAGUUGCCUGCGUUCUUUUGGGCUGCAGAAGCAAUACUGAUUGCCCGACGAACAAGGCUUGUAUCAACAACAAAUGUGAAAACCCGUGCGAGUUGAAUGUAUGUACCAAUCAGACGGACUGCAACGUUUACAAUCAUGCUGUGGAAUGCUCAUGUCCUCCGGGAUAUAGAGGAACAUCUGAAACUGGGUGUUCUCGAGUUGUUGAGAGAUGUAAAUCCGACUACGAGUGCCCGUCGCAGACAGCGUGCUUUAGCGGAGAGUGUAUUAAUCCUUGUGUCAAGAUCGAGCCUUGUGGUAUCAACGCUGAAUGUAAAGUACUCGAUUCAACCCCGGUGAGAACAAUGAUUUGUGAAUGUAUACCAGGAUAUCAGGGUAACGCCGUGGUUCGCUGUGACAAAGCAAACAUUUGUCCAAUCGAACGUGGUCAAGUACGAGAUGUGAAUGGCAAUUGUGUUUGUCAGCCCAACUUUGCCAAAAAUGAAAACGAAUACUGCAUUCCAUGCCGACCGGAAGCCGGUAUGAUUAUCAAUUCACAAGGCUAUUGCGAAUGUGAUCUUAGCAGAGGAAUGAUAGUGGACCAAUAUGGGCGCUGCGUGUGCCCGACCGAGCAUGGAUAUUAUCUGGAUAGAGACGGAAACUGCAAAGCAAUUGGAAUAACAGAAUGUAUUCGCGAUGAGGAUUGCGACGACGAUAGGUAUUGUGAGAAGAUAACAAGAACGUGCCAAAACCCAUGUAACAAAAAGACGUGCGGUGUAAACGCCUUGUGUAAUGCGACAGGACAUCAAGCCAUAUGCGUCUGCAUUAAUGGCUACAUCGGAGAUGCGAAUGUUCUUUGCAAUGAUAAGGUCAAAGCUCGUACGGACUUCCCCGAACCACAAAUGGUUGUUAACUGUCUUUCUGACGGAGUACAAGUCGGAAUACAAAUACUCGACCCAGGAUUUAAUGGAGUUGUAUACGUCAAAGGACAUAGUAAGGACGAGCAAUGUCACCGAGUCGUUUCAACACCUUUGGACACUAUGCCCAGAGUCGAAAUAUUCAAGGUUUCAUUCGGCAACUGUGGAUUGAUCCAUGUGAAUGGCCAAGCAAGUUUCGUACUAAUCAUUCAAAAGCACCCUAAGCUUGUCACUUUGAGGGCGCAAGCGUACCACAUAAAGUGCUUGUACCAAACUGGAGAACAAAUUGUAACCCUCGGUUUUAACGUUUCGAUGUUAACGACGGCGGGUACAAUAGCAAAUACCGGGCCUCCACCUACCUGUGUAAUGAAAAUCGUCACCCAAACUGGUAAUGAAAUCAGCUCGGCUGAAAUCGGAGACAACCUCAUGCUGCAAGUUGAAGUACAACCCUCAACAAUAUAUGGUGGUUUUGCUCGCAAUUGCGUAGCUAAGACUAUGGAAGACAACAUGGAAAACGAGUACAUAGUAACAGAUGAAAACGGUUGUGCAACUGAUCCAACGAUAUUUGGUGAAUGGGUCCACGAUGCCGAUAGCCAAUCGUUAUGGGCCAGUUUUAAUGCCUUCAAGUUUCCCAGUAGCGACAACAUAAGAUUCCAAUGUAACAUCCGCGUAUGCUUUGGAAAAUGUCAACCGGUGAACUGUCGAGGCUACAACGCAUUUGGAAGACGUCGCAGAGAUGUGGCGGAAAUAUCCGAUCCAAAUGAUACUGCGCUCAGUCUAGACGAUGGAUUUGAAGGCCAACUCAGAGAGGAAAUAACCAUUCAAUCAAAUCUUAUAUUUACGGUAGAGAGAAAAGAGGAGAGAUAUACAGCCGAUCCUGCUGAAGCUCCAUCAGCUCAACGCGUAGAGGACAUCUGCGUUUCUAUGGUUGGGUUCAUAAUCUCAUUAGUGAUAACAGCACUGUUGGCACUAGUCGCGGUAGCCAUCGCUGUGUCCUGCUGGUUAAUGGCGUAUCGUCGUCAGCCGAAGACUGCAGGACCACUGCCACAUCCCCCAGAAUUCCCUAAUCCAUUGUUCACUACAGAAUCUGUAGCCGAACCGUCCCCAGACUAUCACUUGUCAUAAGUCUGUUAGAAUAAUUAAUUAUUUUAAUUUUAACCUAAUUUUAUGAAAUUAUUGAUAGAGAAAAAAACAACGAAGAUCGCGUUAUUUAGCGGAAUACAAUAUUGACCAUAUCUCCUAUUGGUCACUACUGCAUUUCUUUAUAGUAAUACGCAUCUCCUCCAAUGGCUAAUUUUUAUACUUUUUCCGAGGGUCUCAAAAUAUUUUGAAUACUUCUCUAACUAUAUUAUACACUCAAAAAGUUAGAGGAUGUAGUCGUUAUAAAUAUGGUGAUGGCUUGUAUUCCAUUAUCUAUGAUUUCGUAGACGAUAUUAAUCGUUUGCUUUUUGUUAAACUAUUCUUCUGAAUUACUUCGUGCUAUUCUUUUUAUUCUUUUUGUCUUCAGCCAAUGGAGGAUUUGUUUUAUAAUUAUAAAUAUAUAAAUAUAUAUUAUAAUGAAUUUAAUUCACUGUAAAGUCAAAUGAAUUAGUCUAAUAUAGCUUUUUGUUAUUCUUCUAUAGUGGAAAUGACUGUACAUUUUAUCUAAUAAAAUGCUAAUAAAAUACUA
This is a messenger RNA of Athalia rosae (coleseed sawfly), 65717 nucleotides long. RefSeq lists its product as uncharacterized. Gene Ontology annotation, cellular component: extracellular region. The coding region runs from base 182 to 65173 and encodes 21663 amino acids. Gene Ontology annotation, molecular function: peptidase inhibitor activity; calcium ion binding. The transcript has 187 exons. Lineage: Eukaryota; Metazoa; Arthropoda; Insecta; Hymenoptera; Athaliidae. The record is from RefSeq and is a predicted model, not a curated record.